CCUGUGAGCUGGGGAGCAAACACACCGGGUGUUUAACUAUCGCCAUGGCCCCUGUCACUGAACGUUAAAUCUCACAAAGAGUUUAGUAACCUCGAACUCCCCCCUCUGGGGGAGAGACAGAUUAAGGUAAGUUUGUGACCUGAUGCAUGAGUUCUUUUUUUUUUAAAUAGCAAUCCGCAAGUUUGUUCUUUUUACCAUUGAGAAGCAUCGUGUGGUCCAUUUUUUUUAAAGGCACAGUUUAGUCACCUUACGGCACCAUAACAACUUCCUCUAAAUGAAGUUGUUAUGGUGCAAGGAAGCCUCCAGGCUCACUCUUACCUCAAGGGGUUAAACUGUUAUUGGAACGGUUUGACCACAAAGAUGCCUUCACCGCCUGUCUCCGUUCUCCCCCUACCCCCCCCAGCCGCUAUCAGGCUUGUGAAACGCCACUUUCACAGAGCAUAGAGUGACAACGAUCCUAGAUGCCACUGAUUGUCUGCUCAAAACCAAAAUCAUGGCAUUCAUGGCACGCACACAGACAUCUUGGACUUGAGGCAGGAGGUCCAAGGUCUAAAAUAAUCCAUUCACCAAUUGCAGUCUUCCCAGGCCACUCUCACAACCAGGGUGGACCUGGCAGAGGACUGCAACGUGAGUGUAAACCUCGAGAUGCCUGCGUUGCUGGCUGGUCACAGGCCCCAUUGAUCGGCGCCAUAGUAAUCUGUUGCGUGUUAUAUCUUGGAAGAAGGUGAGUUGAGAGGCUUUGAAAUUGAACGUGGUCUUGCCCCGGACAGCAGUCAUUAGUUGAAUCUUGUCUGUGGUCAAGUGGCAUCUGACGAUGACGUCCUGCGAGGCUUGUGGUGGGGAUGCAAAAGAAGCCCUCAACAGGUGAGUUUAUUUGCCUGGACGUUCGGCAUGAGGGAGAUGGUAAGUCGUCUGGGGUAGUUCUGUGAUGCCAACGUCAGGUAUUCCCUGAAUCUUGAGGUUUACACUCACGUUGCAGUCCUCUGCCAGGUCCACCCUGGUUGUGAGAGUGGCCAUGCAAUUGGUGAAUGGAUUCUUUUAGACCUUGGACUUCCUGCCUCAAGUCCAAGAUGUCCUCCUCGGAGGCCUGUGUGCGUGCCGUGAAUGCCAUGAUUUUGGUUUCGAGUUUUCGAGCAGCAUGCAGCUGCCUCAUUUCAUGCAGUAAAUCUGACAUGUCUUGUUUUGUAGCUGGGGUCAGGUUAGUUCCCUUUACGGACUCUGCUGGGUGUAUGAGGGUUCUAGGGGCAUCUCUGUGGGUCCCUCAGAGCCGCUUGACCCUCCGUUAUGGUCUGGCUCUGUCACCAUCCUUGCGGUGGCUGGGUGCUGUAGCAGGGUGCCUAUUCUGGGUGUCUUUGCACCCUGUCCCCCUCAAUCACCCAUUCAUGCCAGUCCCAGGAGGCCACCUACAGUUACACCUUGAACCUAAAGCUACUGGGUGCAGAGACACCGCGUGGGUCACAUGAUGGCGACAAUCACAACUGUUGACUCAACUGCGACCUAUGUUGCAGCAUCUCUAGCUAAACUGGUCCUCAUCUUUGUGAGAUUUCUGGCUACCAGAGCGGUGAGGCAGAGGUGCAAGCAGCCACCUACAGCAACUAAACCAGAAGCAUCAGAACAACCUACCUGUGUACAAUGGCCCAUUAUGCCCUCAAAGCCCACACACAGCCUAGCAGAUGAAUGGGGCCCUCCCCCCUACCUUGCAGGGCUGCACGGAACUGGCCUUCGCCCAGGACCCGAAAAGCCUAAGCUAAAGUAUAUGGCAAUGUGGAGCUCGGUCAGGGCUCAGGGUGCUAGGACUUUGAGCUUCACAACCCCCCAAGAUGGCUGCUCUCGUCAGUGUGAGUUCUAAGUCGUAUGCGGGUCCAGAAUCGAAGUGCCCAAACUACAAAUGCUCACCUACAGAAGACCUCAUGCCAAGAGCUCAACAGUCUUCUCACAAACUGGGAAUCUGUUAAAAAUGGAGGGAGCUCAUAGCUGCCACCGGGCGCCCUGGGGCGACCCCUGUCCUGAGAAUCACCUAAGCUUAAACAUACUGUGGUGGACUCCUGUACUAAACUUUUCUCUCUUUCUUGCCUGAAGUUUCAGCGUGCAUUUUAAAAAAAACAAAACAUUUAGUUUUUUAGUUUUUUUUAUUAAUUAAUUUAGUUUUUUUUUUAAUUCCGUAAUAAUUGUUUGCCUACGCGAGAUCACGGAGUGGUGUCUGCUCCACACGGUGGUUGGUGGCUACAUACUAAUACACACUCAUUUAAACAUCACUUGUCUUAAGUGUAUCCAGGGCUUUGCAUGUCUUGCUGCUGUGGUAUAUUUCAACAUGUCUAGUAAUUAAACUUGUCUCGCCAUGCAUCCAGCAUAUAUUAAGCCCGACAAAAACCCUUAAAGGGACACUAUAGUCACGAGAAAACUACAGCUUAAUGUAGUUUUUCUGGUGCGUAUAAUCCUUGCUUUCAGGCAUUUUCAUCCAAACACUGCCUUUUCUGUGUUUACAUUGCCCCCUAGCAUCACUCCUGAGAUGCCCACUGGAGAUGCCGUUCAGCGUCCCUAUGCUCUGCAUGUGGACGCUGAAAUUUCCUCAUAGAGAUCCAUUGAUUCAAUGUAUCUCUAUGAAGAAGUGUUGAUUGGCCAAAAUGGUGUUUGGCCCCGCCCCCAUCCCACCUCCUUGCCGGUUUUAGCCAAUGCAUUGGAUUGGCUAAAAAUGGGCAAAUCUGAUGUCAUCAAAGAGGCGGAUUGGGGGCGGGGCCAGCACUGGCAGACCAGCGCGGCGCUGGGAAUAGGGUGAGUUUUAAUUCCUUUUAAGGGGACUGAGGAGGGGGCAAGCCACCAAAAUGCUGGGUUUAACACUAUAGGGUCAGGAAUACAUGUUUGUGUUCCUGACCCUAGUGUUCCUUUAAAUGACAUAAUGCAGCCUAUAUGCCAUACACCAAUAGAUACCGCUUUUCAUAUACACAGCAGCUUGUUCACAUUUCAAGCUGCCUAGCCUGCAGUUAGUCUAUACAUUACUAUCACUAUUAUUGGCUACCUAAGCUUUGGCCUUAUCCUAACCCACUCUGUUUUACCCCUGUAUCAGAAACUGAAUAUCUUAUGUUUAUUCUUUAUUUUGUUACUCUAUGAACACUAUCUACACGCCUAGCCUUUAUGUUAAGCUGUGUUUGUUUUGCUUUUAUACCUUAAAUUAAAAAGAGGCUGUCAUAACAGGAGGCUGUCAUAAUCAUUGUGCAGACUAUUGUGAUUUCGUUGUGGGAACAUAUGCCUCCCUUUUUUUUUUGAGGUACCCAACCUCUGAAUUUUUCUUUUAAGGGACACUAUAGUCACCUGAACAACUUUAGCUUAAUGAAGCAGUUUUGGUGUAUAGAACAUGCCCUGCAGCCUCACUGCUCAAUCCUCUGCCAUUUAGGAGUUAAAUCCCUUUGUUUAUGAACCCUAGUCACACCUCCCUGCAUGUGACUUGCACAGCCUUCCAUAAACACUUCCUAUUUAGGAGAGCCCUAUUUAGGCUUUCUUUAUUGCAAGUUCUGUUUAAUUAAGGUUUUCUUAUCCCCUGCUAUGUAAAUAGCUUGCUAGACCCUGCAGGCGCAUUCUGUAUGUGAUUAAAGUUCAAUUUAGAGAUUGAGAUACAAUUGUUUAAGGUAAAUUACAUCUGUUUGAAAGUGAAACCAGUUUUUUUUUUUUUUUUCAUGCAGGCUCUGUCAAACAUAGCCAGGGGAGGUGUGGCUAGGGCUUCAUAAACAAAGUGAUUUAACUCCUAAAUGACAGUGAAUUGAGCAGUGAAAUUGCAGGGGAAUGAUCUAUACACUAAAACUGCUUAAUUUAGCUAAAGUAAUUUAGGUGACUAUAGUGUUCCUUUAACACCUUCCUGACCAUGGACGUAUCCGGUAAGUCCGACAAAGAAACGGUCCUUAUGGACUGCGGACGUACCUGAUCUGUCCUGGGAUAAUUAGAGCUCUGGAAGCAAUCCUAAUCGCUUCCAGCAGCUCUCAUUGUAUUACAGCGAUGCUUCACUGUAUCGCUGUAAUACCCCCUCACUGGCGGGGGGCCGUCAGGAAGUUUACCAGGUGAUCGCUCCCCCCGGAGCGAUUUACUUCUGGGUUGCUCCAAGUGGAGCCUGGCAGUUAGACAGAGCAUUGGGAGCCUUCAUGCCAUUCUCUUCCCCUGUCCCAUAGUGUUAUCCCCUACCUCCCCCUCCCCCCCUCCUGUCACAUAGUGUUCUUCCCCCCCCCCUCCUGUCACAUAGUGUUCUCCCCCCCUUCUGUCACAUAGUGUUCUCCCCCUUCUGUCACAUGGUGUUGCUUCCCCCCUUCUGUCCCGUAGUGUUCUUCCCCCUUCUGUCCCAUUAGUGUUCUCUCCCCUUCCGUAGUGUUCUCUCCCCCUUCUGUCCGUAGUGUUCUCUCCCAGCCUUCACCUGUGUGUCCCGUAGUGUUCUCUCCCCUUCUGUCCCGUAGUGUUCUCUCCCCCUUCCUGUCCCAUUAGUGUUCUCUCCCCUUCUGUCCCGUAGUGUUCUCCUCCCCUUCUGUCCAGUAGUGUUCUCUCCCCUUCUGUCGUGGUGUUCUCUCCCCCCUUCUGUCCGUAGUGUUCUCUCCCCUUCUGUCCCGUGGUGUUCUCUCCCCUUCUGUCCCGUGAGUGUUCUCCCCCUUCUGUCCCGUGUGUUCUCUCCCCUUCUGUCCCUUGUGUUCUCUCCCCCCCUUCUGUCCGUAGUGUUCUCUCCCCUUCUGUCCAUGUUUCUCCCCUUCUGUCCGUGUUAUACACUUCUGUCCGUAGUGUUCUCUCAAGCCCCCCCCCUUCUGUCGUGAGUGUUUCUCUCCCCUUCUGUCGUGUGUUCUCCCCCCCUCCUGUCCCGUAGUGUUCUCCCUCUGCCAGUAGUGUUCUCCCCCCUCCUGUCCGUAGUGUUCUCCCCCCCCUCCUGUCCGUAGUGUUCUCCCCCCCCUCCUGUCCCGUAGUAUUCCCCUCCUGUCCAUGGGUGUUCUCCCCCCCUCCUGUCGGCCAGUGUUCUCCCCCUCCUGUCCGUGAGUGUUCUCCCCCCCUCCUGUCCGUAGUGUUCUCCCUCCCCUGUCCCAGUAGUGUUUCUCCCCUCCCCCCCUCAUCCCGUAGUGUUCCCCUCCCCCCUCCUGUCGUAGUGUUCCCCUCCCCCCCCUCCUGUCCGUGGUGUUCCCCUCCCCCCCCCUCCUGUCCGUAGUGUUCUCCCCCCCUCCUGUCCGUAGUGUUCUCCCCCUCCUGUCCGUGGUGUUUCUCCCCCCCUCCUGUCCCGUAGUGUUCUCCCUCCCCCUCCUGUCCCGUAGUGUGCUGUCGCCCCCCUCUCCUGUCCCGUAGCUGUCGGCCCCCUCUCCUAUGAGAAAACAUUGGAUUGGCCGAGGCCCUUAAGACUGAUUUCCGCCCCCUCUCCUCCAAUGUACUACCAGAGUACCUCUGGUUGGAAGAGUAAGUCAACAAAUGCAAAGACUAUAGUAUAUGUUAACAAUGCCAAUUACAAUUUUUUGAUAAACACUUCUUAACGCAAUAGGAAAAAAAUAACCAACAAAUUUUAAGCAUGUUUUGUCUAUUUGACAAAUAUACGUAUGUAUGUAUUUGUGUGUGUACUGUUGCUAUUUGAAAGCAGUGGUGUACUUGUAUUUAGUAUCUGUCUGUACAGUUGGUGUUUGCUGGGUGCACAUACACCGCCCCACAUAUACACACUGACUUGUACACACACACACAGAUGCACACUCUCACAGGUUUGAAACUCUCAUUGACAGACAUGCACACUGACCUGCUCUCAAUAACACACAAUCUCACUGAUUUUGAAACACUCUUGUACAUUCAUGGUCACACAAUCACAAAUUAAUAUUUAUCGCGUUUUUGUUUUUUUUUUGGUCCAUCCAGCCUCCUUACCUUUAGGCGAGCUGGUGUGGGUCCUUUCCCUGUGGUCCAGGUGGGCUCCUGCAAUCUCCCAGGUCCUCACACUGCUCCAACUCGCUCUGUGAUACUGGGGCCAGAGUGACGUCCUAUUCCAGCUCCCAUCAUUAUCACAGAGGGCAUGAGUGAGCAGUGUGAGGCUCUGGGAGUCCAGUGCUGCCGCCAUCGUAUUGUCCGCCCUCCUCCCCCCCCCCCCCCCCCGUCACCUUCCCCCCCAAUCACCCACCUCCCGGUACUGGUCGCCAUCGGCUUGCUUGUGAAGGCACCGCCCCUUCCACCUCUCCCCUUCUGCCAUAUUUGUGCCUAGGACAGCGGCAUAAUCUGUCCCCUGUAGUUACGCCACUGAUUAGGAGCACAGUAUUCCUAACACCAUAGUGCCCUAGUCAUUCUUUAGACCCACCCAUAUGGAAUUGGAAAGAAGAUUUGCCUUUUCUCCCAGGCAGUGGUGCUCUCUCCGUGGCUGGAUUUGCCUCCUUGGCUGACAUUCUCAAUCUUGAUCAGUUUGUUGUAGUGGUUAUGGAGCCAGGAGUAGCCUGGGGUACACUUCUCUUAUAAGUUAUCAAACCUUUUUCUUUGAAUGUCUCAGAACUGGAAAUUCCUAAGCAAGAAUUUCUGUUGGUGCUUAGCUAACUGACUGAGAGCAUCAGCUAAUCCAUGCUGCUUGGGAAUGUCCGCCUCUAUGGCUUUAGUAAUUGAUUUGAAGACCUGCACCUGGUAAGAAGUCAAAUCAUUAAAAAAACUGUGACUUAUUACAAUGAGGGGGUGCCAAGGCACUGCUGGAAUCACAACCUCUACAGUAUCCGUUUAAUAAGGGACCCCAGGCUCCGACAAUCUCAAACCAUUCAUUCCACAGAUAUUUGCAGUCAAGUUGAGUUCAUUUGCUUGGACUCCAGUUAGGAGCUCUUAUAAAUUGAUUCAUGGCUGGUUUGGACUUGAAAAACAAAACACAUAUGGCGAUAUAAAAAUGUCAACAAAACUGCAAAGAUCACACUAAACUGGAAAUAUCAUUUAUUUUUCUCUGCAGCUUUUUUUCGCUUUCCAGCUCACAGAGAUGCGUUUUUUUUUUUUCCUGCGUGCCUUUAUUGGUGUUAUGUGCUGCUAGGUUAGAAUGGUUAACAAUCUAGGUUAGGUCAGUGAGGGACUCUGGGUAAAUAGACUGCUUGCAUAACAUAAGUGAUGCACUCUCCUGCUUUGUUCCCUCCUCCUGACCCAGCAUAGAGCUGCACCUUCCUUCAGUGUAAAGAUUUAGAGUAUCUCGCAGAUUUUACAAUCAGUGCCCUGAAAACUCAACACAAGCUCCUAUAUUCUCCAACUUGCUCAUGGGCAGGUAAGGCAGACAGAUCUGAUCAAACAAAAAUCAUAAUUUAGGCACCAAUGGCUUUUAUUAAGUGUCUGAAUGAAGUUGACUAGCCUUUCGGGGUUUGUGCAUUUCUUUUAUGAAAUACUGAAGCAUAUUUCUUGAAAGAUCUUUAAAUGAUAGAAAAGCUGAUAAAUAUGAGCUUUUAUUAAUCUAGGCAUUCUGCAGAUUAAUGAUUACCAUAAAAUUUAAUUCAUUAUAAAGUCAAAUAAUUAGUUUCUGAAAGAGCUGUUGUGGUGUCUCAUAUAACAAAUCUGAUGAAAAACAGUUUCAUUUACAUUGUAAAUUGCAGUUUAGAUCAGAAAACACAUUUUAUUGAAAGUAUUUGUAACGUCUUCUAAUACCAUUUUUUUGCUUUCAAUUUCAAAUGCAUUAUAUUUACCGUUUGUGACGUGUUAUUGCCUUCCCAUCUUGUCUUAUGGUUUUGGCAAGUCAUCUGUCAUGAAGGAGUUAAAACUAUCAUCUUAACAUAAAAAGCUUUUUUUUUAUUUUGACAGAAUUUGUUCACAUGUGAUUUUGUUUCCUGUCUUUACCUGUUGUGUUGUCGCAUCAUAUGGAAUGUAACUUUAUACAGUACCAUGGGGCUUGGCAAAUUUGCUUGGAAUCUUGGAGCUUUUUUAAAUUUUAUUUAUUCUAACAAAACAUAAUUUUUAACACCACAAAUACAAAUCCUUUUUAAAAAUUUUUUAUUUUUUUAAUUCUUUAUUUUUGGUAGUGCAGAGGUAAACAAAUAUGCAUAAACUGACAUAUCAGCAAGAUGGUAUAAUGCAGGUGAAAUCACGGGUAAGUUGCUUCACAUAUCAUGAGUAGUGCACUUUUUUAAUAAAAUUAAAGGUAGAAGGUGAAAACAAGGAUACGUUGGCGUACGUUCUCAAGUGAGGCUACUAUGUCUAAUUGCUGGUAGAAGGUUAAACUGUUAUGCCUUGAUUAUUUGUGCUCACUAGGCCUCACAAUGUUAGGAUAUGCUCUAGAAAUGUAAAUGACCAGUGGUUAGGUUUUAUGCAUGCUAUACUAAAUUUCUCAGUAGGAGUAGGUGUUCUCUGAUUUGACAGGGUGCAGGGAGACCUCAUGGAAGGCGUGGUCUGGUGCAGCCUAGUAGUUUGUGAUGCUGAGUUAGGCGAAUUAACCAUCUUUUCAUGUUGCUUCCUUGCCUCUAUCCUUUCCCAGAACCUUGCAAAUAUUAGGUCCUGUUUAGCCAGCAUAGAUGCGACAAGGGUCUCAGCUGAGCCUCUGGAAGCGGUCUUAGAAGCCACGUGGCAACACUAAGUGCAGUGAGUAGCUGUGGAAGAGCUCCUGGGACCGGGAUUACCCCCACCGGUCCAGAGGGGGGGGGGGGAGAGUGUAGAAGUCUCUCAGUGUAACUGGUUACAGUGUCUGGAGAGUGGCUGCCUCUCCGACGUCUGGUGAGCUUGUAGGCCGCAACUAGUCUGGACCUGGAGAGUUCCGAAUCUGGUUCAGAUCGGUUCAUCAAAGUCCCCACUGUUCAGGAAGAUGUAUUUUGCGGUGAAAACUGCUUAUUGACUGGGUUAAAUGGCGUUUUUUAGCAUGCCAAGCUCAGGAGCUAGCCCAGCACACUUCUGUUCUACUUGCCUGUCAGGCUCAACCCCCUCACAAAUACAAUUCUUAAAGGGAUACUAGAGUCACCAAAACCACUACAGCUUAAUGUAGUGGUUCUGGUGUGUCUAGUCUGUCCCAGCAGGCUUUUCAAUGUAAACACUGCAUUUUCAGAGAACAUAACCUAUGCUUAAUUUGUUUUAUACACGUAGUCAGAAUGGAGUGGCACCUAAAGGUAUAUAGGAUAAACGCCAACCUUUCAUUUCAGGUAAAAAAUAAAAAACACAUAAGAAAAACUUUGAUAUGUAUUGCCCCAUAGAAUGCUAAUUGCAGACCUGAGAGGUUACUUGUUAUACACACCACUUUCUAACGUGCUUAAUCUGUCAUAGUUUUCACAUAAUCAGAUAAGUUACACAAUAAAACGAUAUAGCCAUAUAAACAAGAAUAUGAGAAAUAGUGAGGUACCAUUGAGUGCGAUAUUGUCAGUGUUUUCCGUUGUCGUCUUAUCCUGUGUGGGUUGCGUUGGGACAAGUGCCCAUCCCCCGUCCCCUCUGCUCUAGGUUUGUGGGGGGCUCCUAGGGGGUGACCGUAGUGUGUGUAAUGGUCAACUGGAUCUCAGUUGAGACAACGGGCUGGCAGCCCAUGGGUCCCCCCAGCCCUUACAUCAGGGCGAGGGUAACCCCUGAGCAGCCCGCCGUCUCCACCUCUUGUGGACCAUUGGAAUGGACGGUGUUUAUCUGGAUGUGGAAAGGGUUCAUAAACAAAGGGAUUUAACUCCUAAAUGGCAGAGGAUUGAGCAGUGAGGCCAUGUGGCUUCUAAGACCACUUCUAGAGGCUCAGCUGAGACCCUUGUCGCAUCUACAGAACAGUGCAUACGUUUAUGUAAUGAAAAAUAACCAUGCCCUAAUCUUUCUACUCCUCUCAGGUGAGGGAUCUUGUGUCUUAUUUAAUCGUGGCAAGAGGUUUAUGGACUUGUACAUGAUGAAUUGUGAACUAUUAGCAACAUGUAGUGCCUUGGGGUACCUGGAAGGAGACACUUAUCAUAAAGAACCAGAUUGUCUGGGUAAGUAUUGUCUUGGGGAGCGGGGGGAGGAUAUUUCCUUGACUGGAUUUUGUACAGGUAACAAAAUCACCACCGCUUAUGUUGUUGCACCAGCCUCCAAGCCUCCAUUUUAAUUGGGAUUCUUUCAGGCAGAAGUUACCUUAGCUGCAUUGAUAAUGCACAAUUUUACACUUCCAUAUUAUAAAUAUCAAUUUGGUUUAACACAAACAAGGUUCAUUGUAUGCUUUGCCAACCAACCUCUAACACUCUCAGCCAAUGAAUACCAUCUAUUGAACAAAAUUGUCUUUCAUAGUGUAAAUUCCAAAUUAUCAAUGCUGUAAACGCUAGGAUGAGUCCUGGUUUGUAGUAAAUCAUUAAAUGAACACUAUAGUCACCAAAACAACAUUGCCUUAAGGAUGCAGUUUUGGUGUAUUGAUCACACCCAUGCCGUCUUACUGAUCACUUCUCUGAUCAAAAUGGAUGGGGGCGUGGCGUGUUGAUGUAACACGUCGGAAGAGGGGGGGGCAGCUGAUGCACUCAAUGGGAAAGCAGGGACAGGAAGAAGCGUGGCGUUUAGAGUGGCUGACAUUGAACGUUGGCAAGCUGAGUUUGGUUAUUUUCUGUUUACUUGGUUUACUGAACAUAAAGUAAAAGAAAGAAGGAAAAUAAAAAGUAGUAAAGGAAGGAGAGAAUAAAGAGAGGAAAAAGAGACUGCUGAUAUAUAUUCCUCUUUUCUGUUUUAUUUUUUGUUGUUGGCUAAUAAUAAAGUGGGCUACCUAGUUUAGCCUUCAUGAUGGUGAGUGCAAUAAGGAAGGAGAAAACAGAAGAAAGGAAAAGGAGAAUAGAAAAGGGAUCUUCUUUUUGUGGUAACACAUAAUAAAAAUGGCCACCUUAUACAGCUUUGUUGUUGGAGUUUAUAAAGGGAAUAUAGAAAAUAAAAUUUUAAAUGUAUUAAAUUUAAAUGAUAUAUGUAUAAACAUGCAUAAAGUAGAAAUAAAAAGUUCCAAUAAAAGGAAGACUAGUCACCAGAAGAAUUACAGCUUAUUGUAUUUGUUCUGGUGAGUAGAAUAAUUCCCUUUUUGCAGUAAACCGUCUUUUCAGAGAAAAUGCAGUGUUCACAUUAGAGCCUAGUGAUAACUCCACUGGGCACUCAUCGGAUGACUACUAGAUGUGCUUCCUGGGACGGUGCUGCCAUUCAGUGUCUCCACCCUCUGCAUGCAGACACUGAACUUUCCUCAUAGAGAUGCAUUGAUUCAAUCCAUCUCUAUGAGGAGAUGCUGAUUGGCCAGAGCUGUGUUUGUGCUGGCUCUGCCCCUGAUCUGCCUCAGUCUUAGCCAAUCCUAUGGGAAAGCAUUGCGAUUGGCUUACAGAAUCACUUCUGAUGAUAUCAGCUAUAAGCAGGCAGGGCAGGGGCAGAGGCAGCAGCUGCAGAUUUGAACACAAGUAAGAUUUUACUAGAUUUAGGGAGGCAGCGGGGCUAGAUGGUGGUUUUUAACACUAUAGGGUCAGGAACACAUUUGUGUUCCUGAUCCUAUAGUGUUGCUUUAACCCCUUAAGGACACAUGACAUGUCUGACAUGCCAUGAUUCCAUUUUAUUCCAAAAGAUUGAUCCUGAAGGGGUUAAGUAACUUUUUUUUAAUUGCACUUGUUCUAGAAAAUAGUUAAUGCGGCACUAGUGGUUGGUAAGGAAAUUUUACCAUCAAAAAAGAUACAUAAAUGGGCGGUAUGUAUUAAAAGGUUCAUUACCCUUGAUCUAUGUUAGAGAAAUACUCCAAGCUUCUUAAUUUCAACUCAUUGAAGUUAUGGGGACACAAAUGUCUUGGUGCCAUUUACACCUUCAGGGUUUAAAUAAUUUUCUGGUGGUUUAACCCUCCUCCUGGAUUCAGCAGUGAGAAGUAAUGUUUCUGGACAACUAUUGUUGGGCUUAGAGGCUGACGACCUGUAUGCAUUUUUGUAUAAAUCUUUUUUUAUACAUUUUCAGUUAUUAAAUGCUAGCAUAUUCAGCAACUAGGCAUAUUGAGAUCUUAAAUGUAUUUGUUAUAUGUAGAACAGGACUGCAUGACAUUUCUGCAAUUGUUUACAUCAAAGUUCCUAUUUUCCCUCUGUAGAGAGUGUGAAGGAUUUAAUCCGUUACCUUCGUCACGAGGAUGAUACCCGUGAUAUUCGACAGCAACUUGGAGCUGCUCAAAUUUUGCAGAAUGAUUUAAUACAUUUGGUCAUCCAACACCACAAUGACAAGCAGCUGUUUGAUGCAGUCAUACGGUAAAAUAGAUUGCUCGUUAUCCUAUAAGCCAUCAGCUUGGUUAUAUCUGUCUUCCUUUAUUUAUCAAUAUUUAUUUUUCCUCUAUAUCUAUGUAGUCUGAGAAUACCUAUGUUUGUUCUCCACAUUAAAGAUCUCUACAUAGUCUGACUUUUGUAAUCUUUAGCCAGGCUCAAGCUUUUUGUCAAGAUCGAAGCAGGGGCUAAAAAGCCACGAUAGGAUCAUUUGUUUGGAGCUUUAAAUGGUUGCUUCAACUGAAAGUAAUGUUUUAAUAAAACACUGGUUUUAGCUUAAGUAACGUUUGCUGGCAUGGGUCCCAUUUCUCCCCCUGGCUCCUUUUGUAAUUUAUUUUUUAUAAAGUAACCCAUUAAUGUAGCUCUGGCACCUAUGGGAGUUUUUGUAUUCUUUAAAAAGAUCCCAAAAGGUGAUGUCACUGCUCUGUAUGCAGGGGCAGGAAGAGGGUUUAACUGAUAUAGAUUAUAUUUAAGUGAAAUUCUCCCUCCCGGUGAAGUUCUUUAAUAAUGUAUAUUAAGCACUUAAACCUACAGUUGUGUAAAAAUAAAAUGUUAUUACAAAGUGAAUAUAAUAUUACAAUACACGGCUCAUAUAUGAAAUACACCAACAAAAUAUACUUAAAAGAAAACUACAGUGUAAUAAAAUUUAUUUAAAGAAGUUCUUUCUGUUUUGUAUUUCUAAUGUUACAGUGUUCCUUUUUAAUGUAGUACACAUACGCCUGUCAAUUGUUUGGAUACAAUUUCAUGUGAAGUGUAGUUUUUGUUACACGCAGGUUUGUAUUUCUUAAACUAUAGUGACCCUUUAGAUAAGGAUAGAUAUGCAUUUUAGCAUCAGUUACAUUUACAGUAAGGGAAAAAAAGUAUUUGAUUUUGAAUGUUUGCCCACUGACAAAGACAUGAUUAGUCUGUAACUUUUAUGGUAGGUGUAUUUUAACAGUGAGAGAUAGAAUAACAAAAAAAUCCAUAAAAGCAUGUCAAAAAAGUUAUACAUUGAUUUGCAUGUCAAUGAGUGAGAUAGGCAUUUGAUCCCUUCGACUUCGUACUUGGUGGCAAAACCCUUGUAGGUCAGACGUGUCUUGUAGUUUGCCACCAGGUUUGCACGCUUCUCAGGAGGGAUUUUGUCCCAAUCCUCUCAAUCAUUAAGGUUUCGAGGCUGACGUUUGGUAACUCGAACCUUCAGCUCCCUCCACACAUUUUCUAUGGGAUUACGGUCUGGAGACUGGCUGGGCCACUCCAGGAACCUAAUGUGCUACUUCUUGAGCCACUCCUUUGUCUUGGCUUUGUGUUUUGGAAUUACCCAUCCAUGACCCAUUUUCAAUGCCCUGGCUGAGGGAAGGAGGUUCUCACCCAAGAUUUGAUGGUACAUGGCCCCUUUUGAUGCUGUGCAGUUGUCCUGUCCCCUUAGCAGGAAAAACACCCCAUGUUCCACCUCCAUGUUUAUUUAUUUUUUUCCAUUUUAAUUUUUUUUUUUAUUAAUGCCCAAAAAAAUGAAAACAGGCAGUACAUCACAUUUUACACAUUAUCCAUCAAUAAAAUCCCUUUCCUUGAAGCCACUUGCAGUAACAGCCUUUAUAUUAUUCAUUAUCAUUAUAAGCAUUCAUACUAAAAUAUUCCCAUGUUGCCUUAAUAAUACAUUAGUUUAGUAAAUACAUACCAUUCAACUCUUAGUUGUGCUGAUCAUAUUAUUAGCUUAUAAUGAACUUACAAUUGUGAUGUACUACUUUAUUAAUCCGUUGCGUUAUUAGUUUAUAGUUUCCUUAACUAAAUAUAGGGAUAAAAAUACAAAAAAAAAAAUCUUUAUUUUGUCGUGCAUUAAAGAAUAACUGUUACAGAUGUAUUUGCCAUGCCCCGACUGCAUUGAAAAUAAUAGAACGGCCGAUAUCAAGGCAUGAUAUGUAAAUAUAAUGCACAAUUUUUAUAAUAGAAUGAAGAAUAGGUUCAAAAAGCUAGAUAACUGAAGAAGCUGGCAUGUAGUCCACGUCUACCAAGCUAUGAUUUACCAAUUAUCAACAAAACAAUAGUGAGAAGACUGACUUUGCAGAUUACAGGCAGAAUUAACCACUGGGUUGCACCUUCACAUCACAAGAGAGAUACCGAGUCAACUGCAUAUAAUAAGCAUAGUGUUGUAAAUAUAUGGUUGCAUUAAAACAAUGAAAACAAAAUUAAAGGUAGACAACAGUGAGUUAAUGAUAAGGGUGUCACUGCUGGGUGGUCUACUUUCCCACUUUAACUGAGACAAACUUUAGGAGGCAUGCAUCUAACAAAAGUUUGACUUAAGUGAGACUUCACUCUACUCCCCUAUUCCAUGACACAGAUCACCCGAUUCCCACGCCCGCCAUUUGCGCCUCCCUGCAUAUUGAAGGCAUCGUCAGCCCGCUCGGACAACUCUGCUAGCCCCAGCUCUCGAAACUAAACUGGGACCUAUCAGUAUGGCGGUCAGGCCCUGUCCCCUAACCAAUUUAUAACUUUUUUGACAUGCGUUUUUCUGGAUUUUAUUAAUUCUUGUUAUUCUGUCUCUCACUGUUAAAAUACACCUACCAUUAAAAUUAUAGACUGAUCAUUUCUUUGUCAGUGGACAAAUGUUCAAAAUCAGCAGGGGAUCAAAUACCUUUUUUUUCCCCUCACUGUAUAAUUAAACAGACAUGCAAAUGUGGUUUGUUUAUAGCUGUCAUUUAAAUUUAAACUUUAGGUUGAUGGUGAACCUAACCCAGCCAGCAUUGCUCUGCUUUGGAAAAUUGCCUGCGGAUGCUACAUUUCGGCACCACUUUCUCCAGAUUGAUUCUUAUUUACAGGCUUACAAGGAGGUGAGCUUCUAACACUAUAUAUAAUCCUCCAAAUGUAAUUUUCUGUAUUAUUAAGCGGUAUGCUAAUUAUUACCUGACUCUUGAAGAAACAUUCCAACCACCAUAAACAUUAUAGAAUGAUGUAGAUGUUAUGAUUCCAGGAGUACCCUGGCCUGCUCCAGGCACCAGGUCACUCCAGUGAGCUAUUGUAGUUUAUGGUAUUUUGAGAUUUUAUUUUACAAAUUUAGUACAGUUACGUAGAAGGACAGUGAAACAAAUUUCUUCUAUGUAUGACUAGUAUAAAAUAUUAAGGAACACUUGGCACCAUAACAACUUAAUUAAAAUGAAGUUAUUUUGGUGCCACAAGGCCCCCAGACACUCUUGUACUGAAGGGGUAAACUGUUCUUGAAUGGUUUAACCCUAAAGGUUGCCUCCAGUGCCGGAUUUCCAAUUGCAGUGGCAUCUGGCUUCUGCAAUUUACUUUUAGAAAGUGCGGUGUGCUGCCAGGCAGGAACGCCAUUGGUGUAGACUACAGCAGUCAGCUGAUGCUCUAAGGCUAAGCUAAUCAGUAGCACCCCGUUCAUAAAAAAUGUAAGUCAAUUGCAGAAGCCAGAUAAUGCUGGGGAAAUUGGAGGUGUGACGCCAGAAUUUUAAAUUGAGUCCCUAAAUCUUACGGGAAGCCUGUGUACAUACCGAGAGGGGCGAGGCAUGGGAGGUGUGGCCAGACAGUAAGAUGAGCCUCGUCGCCGCAUUAAUCAUAGGCUGUAACGGGACUGUAUAGGAACAAAUAAGAUCACGGACAAGCAGAUUGCAGCUGUCAAGGUGAGCGAGGAUAGUGGCAUGGACCAGCACAUUAGCUGUAUUUGGUGUUAGAUAGGGGCACGUGCGAGCUAUGCUUUUGAGAUGGAAGCGGCAGGAUUUGGCAAGUAACUGGACAUGAGGGGUGAAGGAGAGGUUGUAGUCAAAGAGAACACUUAGGCUGUGAGGUAGAGCUGGUGGUAGUGCCAUUGACUUUGAGGAGACAGACACAGGAGUAGCAUUACUUGAGGGAGUACAGAAGAGAAGUUCUGUUUUGGGCAGGUUAAGUUUAAGGAAAUGAGCAGCCAUCCAGUUAGAAAUAGCAGAGGAACAGUCAGAAACUUGAAUCAACAGGGAUUGCGAGAAAUCAAGAGGACAGGUAGAUUUGCUUGUCCUCCGCAUAGAAAUGUUACUAAAAGCCAAAAGCGCUUAUGAGUUUAUCAAGUGAGGCAGUAUAGAGAACAGUAGGGGACCAAGGACAGAACCUUGGGAAACAGAGUGAUUGCAAAGAAGAGGAAGAGCCAGAAAAAGAAACACUGAAAGAGUGCUGGUAGAGGUAGGAGGAGAACCAGGAAAGAGCAGAGUCUUGUAAACAGAGAUUGAGGAUGAGAAGUUGUUGUUGAUGAUCAAUAGUGUAGAAAGCAGCAGAAUGGCCAAGGAGGGUUAGAAGAGAGUAGCAACCACUGUAUUUAGCAGAAAUUAAAUAAAUGGAUACUUUGGUCAGGGCUGUUUUAACAUGAUGGUGAGAGCAAAAUCCAGACUGAAGUGGGUUGAGUAGAGAGUUGGAUUCAAACAAGCCCUGGUAAAUGCAUUAGAUUAGAUUAUUCUGCUUAGGCAAUAUAUGUUUAUUAUAAAUGUAUUGGUUCUUUCCAUAAAGCAGACAUUUUUAAUCUUUACAUAGUCAACUAUUUCCUAGAAAUAUGCAUUUUAACAUUUUACUUUUUUGAAUCUAUUCCAGCUAAAAUAUAUAUUUCCAUUGUAUAUGGAUAAUUCUAUAGAGUAUUUUCCUUUUCCCAGGCUUUUGCAAAUGAAAGGCUUUUUGGAGUCUUGAGUGAAAAGUUGUAUGAUCUAUUGCAGAUGGUAAGUGAUUCUGCUAAUUAGUGGUUUUCUGUUAUUCUAGCCUUAUAUUAUUAUGAUAGGUAUACAUAUGAUGUGUGUGUGGUUUUUGUUUUCUUAUUUAGCAAAAUCUAUGGUUUAAAUAGAUAAUUUAUAUUAACAAACUGUUUUAGAUGAUCUAAUGGGGAAAAGCGUUUUUUGCUUCUAAAGUAACAUGCUGAUUUAUUGAUAUCUAAAAUGAAAUCCUGUUCUGUACCUCUAUUUUUGUAACUGCUGUAACACUUCUUCUACUGGCUGUAAACUUUUGCCAUAUAAUCUAUAUAUGAUUAGGAAUGCUAGCUUUCAUUGCAUCACCUAAAACAAACCAAGGACUAAUACAUUUAACGAUACCACAAAAAAAUAUGUGCAUCAUGUGUAUGUCUCCUAGAUUACCUAUCCUUUUUGUAAUUUUUUGACUGCCUGGGUCAAAUAUUUUUACAUUGAAAAUUGCCAGGCUGUUUACGUUGCCUUUGAGAGCGUAUGGUAGCCCAGAAAUGAGAAUUACCCCCAUGAUGGCAUACCAUUUGCAAAAGAAGACAACCCAAGGUAUUGCAAAUGGAUUUUGUCCAGUCUUUUUUAGUAGCCACUUAGUCACAAACACUGGCCAUAAUUAGCGUUUAGUUUUUUAGUUUUUUCACACACAAACAAAUAUGAAUUCUAACUUUGGCCAGUAUUUCUGACUAAGUGGCUACUAAAAAAGACUGGACAUAUCCCAUAUUGAAUACAAUGGGUUGUCUACUUAAAAAAAAUAAAAAAAAAUAUGUACAUGUGGGGUGUUAUUCAGAGAUUUAUGACAGAUAAUAGUGUUACAAUGUCACUAUUGAUAAAUUUUAAAAAUGUAUGUUUUGAAACCGCAAUAUCCUACGUGUACUUAUAGCCCUAUAACUUGCAAAAAAAGCAUGCAAACACUGGGUAUUUUUAAACUCAGGACAAAAUUUUGAAUCUAUUUAGCAGUUUUUUUCAUUAGCUUUGUAGCUGAGUAAAAGAUUUUUCAAGUAAAAGUAAAAAAACAUGUUUUUUUUUCAAUUUUAUAGAUUAUAUGGCAUAAUUUUUUUUUUUAAAUAUUACAUGAGAUUAUAUAAAUAAUGGUAUGUAAAAAAAGCCCCUUUUGUCCUAAAAAAAAAAAAUAUAUAUUAUAUGGGAACAGUAAAUGAGAGAGCGGAAAAAUACAGCUAAACACAAACACCACAAAAGUGUAAAAAGAGGCCUGGUCGCAAAUGUACAACAUCGCAAAAACAGUCCGGUCCUUAAGGGGUUAAAUAUUUUGUUUUUUAGUUUAACUCUUGGGUGGCAUUGUGUCUCAGGGCUCUUUUGAUCACUGAAAACAAUCUUGGACACCUGUGAUAAUUAGAUUGCCAGGUGAGCCCAAUUUAAGGAAAAACUACUAAAGGAGGGUGUUCCACAUUAUUAAGCAGAGCACCAUUUUCAUGCAAUAUGGGGAAGAAAAAGGAUCUCUCUGCUGCCGAAAAGAGUGAAAUAGUUCAAUGCGUUUGACGAGGUAUAAAAACAUAAGAUAUUUCACGAAAACCUAAGCAUGAUCAUUGCACUAUUAAGAGAUUUGUGGCUGAUUCAAAGCACAGACUGGUUCGUGCAGAUAAAGGCACAUUGAGGAAGAUUUCUGCCAGAUCCAUGCAUUGGAUCAAGAGAGCAGCUGCUAAAAUACCAUUACAUAGCAGCAAACAGAUAUUUGAAGCUGCUGAUGUCUCUGGAGUCCCACAGACAUCAAGGUGUAGAGUCCUCCAGAGUCUUGCAACUGUGCAUAAACCUUCUAUUCGACCACCACUAACCAAUGCUCACAAGCAGAAACGGCUGCAUUGGGCAGAAAAAUACAUGAAGACUAAUUUUCAAACAGUCCCGUUCACUGAUGAGUGCCGUGCAACCCUGGAUGAUCCAGAUGGAUGGAGUGAGUAGCGGAUGGUUGGUGGACGGCCACCCUGUUCCAACAAGACUGCGACGUCAGCAAGGCGGUGGUGGAGUCAUGUUUUGGGCCGGAAUCAUGGGAAGAGAGCUGGUCGGCCCCUUUAGGGUCCCCGAAGGUGUAUAAAUGACCUCUGCAAAGUAUGUGGAGUUUCUGACUGACCACUUUCUUCCCUGGUACAGAAGGAAGAACUAUGCAUUCCGUAAUAAAAUCAUCUUCAUGCAUGACAAUGCACCAUCUCAUGCUGCAAAGAAUACCUCUGCAUCAAUGGCUGCUAUGGAGAUAAAAGGAGAGAAAGUCAUGGUGUGGCCUACAUCCUCCCCUGACCUCAAUCCUAUUACCUGGUGAGAGGCAGUUUACAUCCAAACAGCAGCUCUGGGAGGUUAUUCUGACAUUCAAGCAGAAACUGUCCAAAAACUCACAAGUUCAAUGGAUGCAAAACUUGUGACAUUGCUAUCAAAUAAGGGAUCCUAUGUUAAAAUGUAACGUGACCUGUUAAAAUGUUAUUAGUUUGAUUGAAAUAGCUUUUGAUUUCAGUAAAUAUGCUGCAAAAACAACACAAUUUUCAGUUCUUUACAACCUAUAAAGUGUUUUGAAACUUACUGUGCGUAAUAAUUUGGAACAGUGCAUUUCAUUUGCAUGAUUUGGACACAGACCCCUCCCCCCCCGGCAUGGAAACUAACCCACCAUGCAGAACACACACCACCCACGCCCCCGGAAUGCAAUUUGUAAACCAAGGUCCAACUGUGUGUGUGUGUGUGUGUGUGUCUGUAUGUCUAUUUUAUUUUAUUUUUUUUUCAAUCCUUAUUUUCUUGGAUCAAAUGAAUGUAUUUUGUAGAAAACUUAAAGGAACACUAACAGCACUAUAAACACUAGAGCCUUUCCUGCUGCUGUGGAGCAGUUGGUCCACUGUGCAUUGCCAUUAGCUGAAAUCAGGACUGUGGCGUCGAUACACAAAGUGGAUUUCCAAAACUGAUCUAUGGAAAUGAUCUGAGAGCCAAUCGGGUGUUAUGGCACAGUAUGGAACUAAUAAGGUGUUUAGUAUGAGUUAAAUAAUACAAAAAAAAAAUCACUCCGUAUAAAACAAGACCUAACAUAAGGUGUCUCACCAACACCCUAUAAAUAUAUAAUAGAAAAAAAGUGGUUUUUAAAAAAAAAAAUAAAAAAAAAAAAAUACAAUUUGUCUCCGUCUCUCUCCCUCUCACUCUCCUCUUCCCUCUCCCACCCCCUUCUCCCUCCUCUUUCCCCCUUUUUCCCCCUCUCCCUCCCCAAAAUAAUCUAUAUUAAUAUAUGUAAAUGAAUAGUAGGCACGUCUCCCCUGAAAGGUAUCACUCAAUUUUUGGAGUCUGGUUCCAAUGGUACUCUGAUAGUGUGAAAAUUCUAGUAAUGAAAAGAUAAUCGUGCUAUACCGUUUGUACAAAUGUAAUAAUUUAAAUGCACUUACAAACACAUAAAAAUGCUGGGCAUGUCUCCACAAUAAGUGGAUCUCUGAUAGAAGAAUAGCAGCAACAUGAAAUCACUAAAAGUAUAUAAAAGUCCAACAAACAUUGUCCCUCUCAUGAAACCUUUUUAAGGGAUAUCACAGUGCGUCUCGUCCCUCUCAGGGGACCUCUUUUUUAUUAAUUAAAAAAUUAUCCAAAAUUUAAUAGACUAAGCUUCUUUGUGCCGCAGAUAGGUAUUUAGCGCCUAUCACACGCACACUGACAGACAUACAGCUACACACAUGCAGGCAUACAGACAGACCUAAAGAUACAUACAUUGAAUCCAGUCUGCAGUCUAAGUAUGCUGGGAGUUAGGGGCUGGCUCUUUCAACCUGCACCUCCUCCUCUUUGUUCCUCCCAUGCAGCUCCAGUCUCUCCUGGACUGGCCCCUUCCUCACAGCCUCCCCACCUCCUACACGGCUUCGGUCUCUGAGAGGACGUGUCCUGCAGCACUCCCUUCCGUGCAGGACUGGUCUACGGCAUAAAGUUUGGGGUUAUUUCUUUACUUAGAAGAUAUAGCUGAACACAAACUUGGGAUUUUUACAGGAGAAAAACAGCAGGUUUAUGAAAUACACUUUAAAAUAUCCUUGUGUAUCUUUAUUUAUCAGAGAUUGGCAGUUAAUUGGCUAUGUAAAAAGUGUCAAAAUACCCUUGGAUAAAUAGCCUGAUCUAUCUACUUUAUAUAAAUACUGAGAUAUACUUUUCUGUGGCAAUUUUAUUUUCUGUAAUGGCCGAUUAGCUUAGAAGACACACAUACCAAAUUCUAAAAUCGCUCCACAUUGAAAUGUAUUUAUCUCCUUGUAAUUUGUGACCUGUAACUACCAAAGUUAAAACUUAAAUCCUGGUGGUAACACCUAAGGGUCAGGAAUACAUGUUUGUGUUCCUGACCCCAUAGGGAUCCUUUAAAUUCCAGAAUUCCAAGGGAAAAAAACAGUUAUUUGCUGCCAGUCUCAAUCACUCCCUGCCCCCACACUCUGUAUAGGUUUUACACACACUCCCCUAUAGACAACAUAUCCAUUAUAUACACACACACACACACACACACACACACACAAACUAGUUCCCCCUAUAGACACACUGCACCACCUACACAUACACACUACAUUCCCUAGUCACACUCUGUACAGCCCAUACAUACCCUACAGCCCCAGUGCACACACUAUUCGCAAAACUAAAACCGACCUAUUUAGACAAAACACCACACCACAAACUACCCACAAGCAGCUUACAAACACAUGCACAAUACUUUUUUUUUUCCUCUGGUGUCUCACUUAUGGAGACAGCAGAGAUAAGUCACAAGCAAAUGCAGUGCAAGGUAGUUUGCGCUGUGCAAAGCAAAUACAGAUCUUUAGCACGGCUCUGCAAAUCCAUUGCCCUGGAAGAGCAGUAAACGAACAUGCUCACUUUGAGGAGUAGUGUGCUUGUCAUUGGUGAUAACACAACACCUCCCCCCCCUGCCCUUGCCCACUUGUUAUGAAAAAAGGCUUGGUCCAUUUUUUUCCCAGUCCAUCCCUAGUUCUGAGCCAUAAAACCUCAGAAAUAAACAUUUUCAAAAAGUUUCCUCACUUUUGGCAACAAGUGUAUAAUUAUAUUAAAAUGUGUUUUUUUUUGUUUUUUUUUAAGUCUUGGGAUUAGCUCAUUCCCUUUAAAGGAACACCAUUAGCUUCAAAACAACUUUAUCUUGAUGAAGUAUGUAAGUGUUUACAUAUGCCCCUCCAGUCUCAUUGCUCCAUUCUUUGUCAGUUAGGAAUUAAACAACUUUUGUGUCUGUUUACACAGUCUCAUCCCUUGGCUGUGAUGUGACUCCGUGAAAUAAUGGUUUGAUUCAGAUCUUAAAGCGGCACUGUCAUGCCGAAUCUCGUUUUUUUUUUAACCCCCCUCCCGCCUCCACUACAUCCAAUUGACCCACUAGUCACCCCCAAAUGCCCCUAAGCCCCCCACAUUACCUAUUUUUUAAUCCUUAUUUUCUGCCCCGAUCUUAUUCAGGGCGCCGCCAUCUUUGUGUGGGUAGAUGAAGUCCCUGUGGGACACGUCAUCAGCCCACGCUAGAUAGCCUGUGAGAUUCCCGCACAUGCCCAGUGAAACACCUGGACAUGCGAACGGGAAUUUCAUCUAUUCAUUCAUUCAUUCAUUCAUCCAUCCAUCCAUCAGACAGACGAAUGAAUGAAUAGAAAGAUCAGCCGAACAAACUAACACAAUGUAUCAGUGUUAGUUUGUUCGUUCAGGUUAUUACAAGGAGGGAGCUACCGGCACGCAGCUCCCUCCUUGUAAUAUGUAAAGAUAGAAGCGGCAGGGAGCAGUGCUCCCCACCACUUAAUAAACCCCCCCAGGUCCCCCUCUCACUCUAUGGGGGUCAAUAUGACCCCCAUAAUUGCACAAGGGAGCUUAAAAUCUCCCAAAUGCCCCUACUCGCUAUACCGUGAGUAGGGGCAUGUCUACUAAACAGUGAGCAGCCUCUGGCUGCUCACUGUUGAAAAAAAAUGACAUAAAUUACAAUAAGGGGGGGCGGACCUAUUGUCCUCCUCCCCUCCCCCCCCUGAGCGGCGGGUGGGGGCCAUGAAGAUAAUGAGGGGGGGGACCUGCCUUCUCCCCCCCCACCCCCCCCUGCGGGUGGGUGGGGGCCCUAAUAAAACAAUAAGGGGGGGGGACCUACUGUCUUCCCCCCCUGGCCCCCACCCCUGAGCGGUGGGUGGGGGCCCUUAUAAAACAAUAAGGGGGGGGACCUACUUCCUCCCCCCCUGGCCCCCACCCCUGCGCGGUGGGUGGGGCCCUAAUAAAACAAUAAGGGGGGGGACCUACUGUCCUCCCCCCCGGCCCCCACCCCUGAGCGGUGGGUGGGGGCCCUAAUAAAACAAUAAGGGGGGGGGACCUACUGUCCUCCCCCCCCUGGCCCCCACCCCUGAGCGGUGGGUGGGGCCCCUAAAUGAAACACCCCCCCCAAUCAAGGUGACUAGGGGUCCCAAGCCCCUAGUCACCAACCCCCCACCCAAAAAAACCUAUCCCCUACCUACCCCCCUCACCCUACAAAUAGUGAGGGGGGAAUAAAAUAACUAACCUGUAAAAAAAAAAAAAAUGAAACUUACCAUUUGACGUCUUCUUUUUUCUAAAAUCUUCUUUCUUCAGCCCCCAAAAAGGCCAAAUAAAAAUCCAUUAUACCCGUCGCACUUUAAAAAAAAAAAACAAGCGCCAAAAAAAAUUAAUCCAUGUUCGCCCUUCGAGGGCACGCCGCGUACUGAGCUCCGCAGGGCGGGUCAAGGCUUAUAAAGCCUUGCCCCGCCCUGCAAUUAGGCUUAGAACACUCUGAUUGGUGGGUUUAAGCCAAUCAGCGUACUCUGAGUCAUUUUACACAGCGUGAGCUCAGUCUGCGGCGUGCCCUCGAAGGGCGAACAUAGAUUAAUUAUUUUUUUUUGCGCUCUUUUUUUUUUUUUUAUUUAGCCUUUUUGGGGGCUGAAGAAAGAAGAUUUUAGAAAAAAGAAGACGUCAAAUGGUAAGUUUAAUUUUUUUUUUACAGGUUAGUUAUUUUAUUCCCCCCUCACUAUUUUUAGGGUGAGGGGGGUAGGUAGGGGGUAGGUUUUUUUGGGUGGGGGUGACUAGGGGCUUGGGACCCCUAGUCACCUUGAUUGGGGGGGGUGUUUCAUUUAGGGCCCCCACCCACCGCUCAGGGGUGGGGGCCAGGGGGGAGGACAGUAGGUCCCCCCCCUUAUUAUUUUAUUAGGGCCCCCACCCACCGCUCAGGGGUGGGGGGGCCAGAGACAAGUUUCCCCCAUGUAUCUUUUAUUUAGGGCCCCACCCACCGCUCAGGGGGGGGGGCCAGGUUCCCCCAUCUUUAUUUAGGGCCCCCACGGGCAUGGGGGGGGGUUAUUAGUUUGUUUUUGUUUUUUUUUUACAGUGAGCAGCUAUAAGCUGCUCACUGCUUACUACACAUGCCCCUACUCGCAGUAUAGCGAGUAGGGGCAUUUAAUUUACUAAUACUAAGUAAUCUUUACUUAGUAUUAGUAAAUGUGGCUGAAAGACCAAUUUAGGUCUUUCAGCCUUUUAGUAGAUAACUCCCUGAUACCGUGGGAAUUAGGGAGUUAUCUACUAAGCGGCUGCAAGAUGCAGCCACAGCAAGAAUAGGAUUGGAGUUUCAUUCAUUAGAAUGAAAUUCCGAUACGAACAAAGUGCCGAAUUGCGUUCUAAAAGAAACGAACAUACUGUUCUCCUUCAGUUAGAACGCAAUUCGGCAGUUUUGUGUAAAGUGACAGGAAGCAUCGUGGGAACACAGAGGGAAGGUAAGGAUCAUGGUAAAAUUGCCCUGACCAGCGGAAAUGAAGCACACUUUGCUCCUGCGCUGGUCAGAGCUGGUCAAGCGGAGGAAUCCUCCAUAAGGCAAAGAGUCCCUACUUUGUCUUAUGAUUUUAAAGAAAACUAAAGAAGACAUGAAGAAAAGAAGAACCGAUCCUGAGAGAGGGGGAGAAGAGGAAGAGAUUGAGGAAAGGUAAGUUCGGCAUGACAGUGCCACUUUAAGAUCCCCCUUUUUUUUUUUUUUUUUUUUGCUUUGUUUACAUUUUACAAAAGUGCAGAUUUCAAUAGAAAUUAACCGUGCUACACUCUCCUGGCUAUCAAUCAGGAAACCUGUCCUGUUCCUGGUUGUGUAGCUCUGUGGAACUAAACUCAAGAGGCAGGCAAUUGCUCAAAGCACUCAUUGAGUUACAUUGGAAAGUCUGUGGUUGGACAGCCACAGAAACUCUGGAUGGGUUUAGAAGAAGAGACUUGCAAAGGCUUUGGACAAGAGACAAAUACAUGUUUUCAUUGUGGGGAUAUUUACGUAACAGUGAUUUUUAUUUAAAUAUAUAUUUUUUGUAUUUGUUUCCUUAAACCAGACACAUUGUUAAACAAGUGUAAAACAUAAUUUAUAAAACUAGUUAAAAACAAAUUCUCUACUAUUAAAUAGAUCUCACAUUUUAAUUUAAUGCUAGGAAUCCUUAUUUAAAAUUAUUCUACUUUUCAUGUUUGUUUCUCUGACUCAUGAUCAUAUAAUACUGGAGAAAAAAUACAAUAUGCAGCUUAGUCAGGCCCAAUGGUGAAACCUUAAUUUAAUAGAAGAGUAUGCCAAAAUACAAAUGUUCCUUUUAUUAAUGUAACAAUACCCUUGAUAGAGGGACAUGUGUCUCUAAACAUUUGUAUUUUGGCUUGCUCAUCUAAUAAAUUUAGAUUUCACCAUUGGGCCUGAUUAACUAAACUGCACGUUAUACUUUUUCUCAUGUUGAUUUUUUUGCUAAUCCACCCAUAGCAAUCUAUGUACUUAUGCUGCGCUAGAUAAAAAAAAUGUUCUGCUACAUUUUAGUCUGCAUACUCCUACAUAUUCCCAUUUGUGAUUCAUAUAAUACUAGGGAUGAUUGGUGAUAGCUGAAGUGUAUUAUUUAAAAAAAAUAUAUAUAUAUUUUUUUUUUUAUAUAUAUAUCUCAUUUUUAACCAAAAUAUAUGUUGCCUGAACUUUAUUAAGGACUGGGAAGAGCGAGAGGAAGAGCAUAAUUUGCUUAUUGAAAGGAUCCUUCUGCUGGUGCGCAAUAUCCUUCAUGUUCCUGCUGACCCAGAGGAAGAAAAGGUAUGAUUGCAAAAACCCAGGUGUUUUUAGCUUUGCUUCUGACCCACAAGAGUGCUAGCAUACUGUUAGGGUAAGUUUAACUUACUCACAUUUCAGUUGUCCUUCUUUUAUAUUAUCGUGAAAUGCACAGAUCAUUUAUCACUAUCCUGAUACCCAUAUUUUCUGUGACAGUGGGUACACAAAAAUAGGCUGUGUACUGAUCCAGAUCAGGAGCUGAAAGGCUUCAUGAUUAUAAUUGCCUUGCUGCUUAAUCAGUUGUUUAACCCCUUAAGGACGGAGCCAAAUGUACACAUUGUGAACAAAACAAAAUGUAAACAAAACCUGGCAUUUGCGCUACAUGUCUGUCCAACCGUAAUUCACCUCUUUCAUAGUAAAUGCACCCACCCUUAUUAUAUAUCAUUUUAUUCAGGGGAAACAGGGCUUUCAUUUAAUAUCAAAUAUUUAGCUGUGAAACAUAAUUUAAUAUGAAAAAAAUGGGAGAAAAUAAGAUUUUUUUUGAUUUUUUUAGUUCUACAUGGCAUUUUAACGGUCAGUGUCAUAAUACUGUUUGCUUUUACUGCAAUAAAAUACACAUAUUUAUAUUCAGUAAAGUCUCACGUGUAAGACAGUACCCCCUAUGUACAGGUUUUAUGGCGUUUUGGGAAGUUACAGGGUCAAAUAUAGCACGUUACAUUUGAAAUUGAAAUUCGCCAGAUUGGUUAUGUUGCCUUUGAGACUGUAUAGUAGCCUGGGAAUUAAAUUUACACCCAUAAUGGCAUACCAUUUGCAAUAGUAGACAACCCAAGGUAUUGCAAAUGGGGUAUGUCCAGUCUUUUUUAGUAGCCAUUUGGUCACAAACACUGGCCAAAGUUAGCGUUAGUAUUUGUUUGUGUGAAAAAUGCAAAAAAAACGCCAAUUUUGGCCAGUGUUUGUGACUAAGUGGCUACUAAAAAAGACUUGACAUACCCUGUUUGCAAUACCUUGGGUUGUCUACUAUUGCAAAUGGUAUGCCAUCAUAGGGGUAAUUUUCAUUCUUGGGCUACCAUAGGGUCACGAAGGCAACGUAACCAAUCUGGCGAAUUUUAAUGUGAAAAAAUGAAACACAAGCCUUAUAUUUGACGCUGUAACUUUUGAAAACACCAUAAAACCUGUACAUGAGGGGUACUGUUGUACUCGGGAGACUUCGCUGAACACAAAUAUUUGUGUUUCAAAACAGUAAAAAGUAUCACAGCAAUAAUAUCGUCCGUGUAAGUGCUGUUUGUGCGUGAAAAAUGCAAAAAACUUCACUUUUACUGGCGAUAUCAUCAUACUGUUUUGAAACACUAAUAUUUGUGUUCAGCGAAGUCUCCUGAGUAGAACAGUACCCCCCAUGUACAGGUUUUAUGGUGUCUCGGAAAGUUAUAGGGUUAAAUAUAGUGCUAGCAAAUUAAAUUCCCUUUACUUUCGGCAUGGGUUGUCAGGCAGGUCCUGGUAAUUGUAAUUAAUUAAGAUACCUAAUUAUGUAAAAAUAUUACAUAAAUAUAUAUGUAUAAUUAAUAUAUGUAUAUAUAUACGUAUGUGUAUAUAUAUGUAUAUAUCUAUAUAAUUUUUUAAAAAUAUUUUUAUUUAUAUAUAGGUAUAUAUAUAGUGAUAUAUACGUAUAUAUUUAUGUAUAUAGAUAUAUAUAUUAUUUCGUUAUACGUGUAUUUUGAUAUAUAUAUAUAUAUAUAUAUUAAUUUCACAAUACAGUUAGAACUAAAUAACACACAUCUAUAUAUUUUUAAUUAUUUAUUUUUAAUUAUUUUUUUAAUUUUAUUUUUUAACGUAUUUACAUUUUUAUUUUUUUUAUAUUAUAUAUAAAUAUAUAUGUAACAAUAAUUAUAUAUAUAUUUAAUCAGUAUCAGUCUACGUGUAAUUUGAUAUUAAUAUAUAAUUAUAUAUAUAUUAAUAGUAAAAUACACCUAGACGGUGUACGUGUGUGUAUGUAUAUGUGUAUAUAUAUACUUAGAUCAUAUAUAUAUAAUAUAUAUAUAUGAUCUAAGUAUAUAUUAUUUUUUUUUUACACCAAUAAAUGUAAUUUUAAUUUUAUUUCCAGCCAGCAGGGGGACCACCUGCCAUUACAGGCAGCCCCCCUGCUGGCAAUGCAGGAGGCAGCCUACCCGGCCAUGUGAUUGUGGGGUCCUCGCUAGGACCCCACUCUCACAUGGCCGGGGAGCACCGGAGGAGAAGGAUCUGCCGCGGGGGGGCUCCCUGGGAGUCCCCCCCACCGCGAUCGCCGGCGACCGGGUAAGUUAACAAAAAACGGAGGGCGUACAAUUACGCCCGGCGGCGUUUAGAGCCGCCUAUUAGAGGGCGUAAUUGUACGUCCUCCGGAUUUAAGGGGUUAAAUUAAUUUGAGCACUUCUGUGUCUGUUUACAGUUCUCAAAAUGUGUCUGCCUUUUCUCUGUAUUAUGACUGAGUUUAAAGGUAUUCUGAGCUUAACAUAACAUUAAACAUCUAAUCUUAUUGGACCAUUACUAAACUAGAGAAAAUGUUAACAUAUAGUGUACUCAAUUGUUUUCCAUUUACACGUCUUUCAACAUACUUUCAUAACAUAUUUAUAAACCUGUGGAAACACAGAAAUGUAUAAAAAUCUUUGUUUCCCUUUAUAUGGCCAUAAAGGUAUUCAUGCUAUUAAUAGCUUUUCCCUACUUCGCAUAGCUACAGGCUCGAAUAUGUGCAGUCCUGAAAAUAAUAUAAACGAAGCAUUAAGUUAGAUUCUAAUUGGUAAAACUGCAACUUAAUCCUAAGUAAUUUAGAAUCAAAUUACAUAAAAUUGCCAAAAUGAGCGCGCUUGAACUGAUGACAAACUAGAUCUAGAAGUAAAAAAACUGAAUAUAGUGCAGACAAUCUGAAUUGUGUAAUACACAGUAGGGGGUAAAGGGGAGAACUCACAUGGACCAGAGCCAUUUCACCCCUGGCUCUGGGUUUGAAAAGCUCCACUAGAGAGGGAAGUAUUCCACACUGUGCUGAUAGGAUCUGGAUGAUAUGUUCCCAGUAAGCAGAUGGUUCUAUGCAAAUACAGGACAGAGCGAGGCAGAAACCCCCUAAUUAAAUAGUAGCGUUUUCAAUUUAUUAUAAAAAAAGAUUAAAAACUCUUACUUUGCAAUUUGUGUGAUUGCCAGCUAAAACUACCCACAUAAAAGCAUGUGUAAACAGAAUAAAUGGCCUGCACCAUUCAGUAGUCACUGCUGGGUUUCGCCAGUCCCGAUCAUGUGAUCUCUUCUGGGCCCGCCUCUCCUGUGACGUCACAUGUGACGCGUUUCACCCGCCUUUCUGGGAUUCUUCCGAGAAUCAAAUCACAUCUAUACAUUGUGCUAGAAGAAUUGUUAUCAAACGUCUAGAUUUCUCUAAAGUCGGAGGUUAAACAGCCUUUUCUCUGUUCCUCUCAUUGGUUCAUUGUGUGGCGAUCAGCACGGUGAUAAGGCUCUGCUCUGCAUGUUUGUGUCUGCAUGUUUAUCUGUGUUUCUACUGCUUGAAUUCAGGCUAACAGAAAGUGAUAAUAGCAAGGAGGGACAGGCUUUGUGUGAUAGCAACAGCAUUCAAGCUGACAUCACCUGCAAUUUCCUCAAAUCCAUUGCUUCUUAUAGAAAAGUAAUGGAUUUGAACUAGGCAUGUGCAGCCAGACUCUGUCCUAAAAUCAAAUGCGGAUUAUCGCUGCAUUUGGAGGAGUGCAGAGUUUCACUCGGUUCUAGUGGAGAAAUCCCCUCUACUGGCGGACUACAUUUUAUGUGCAGCUGCCAUUCAGCUGAAUACAGUCGAUUAGGAAACCUUUUCUCUUCAUACUAAAGAGAAUGCAAAUAAUCUACAUUGUAAUUGUGUAGGAUGAAAACCUCAAAGCCCAAUUUUGUAUACACUGCUGUAUAUAUUAUCUCUAAUAAUAUUUUCACAUGAUCAUUCUAAAUACAACCGUAGAAAAAUGAAAAUGUUGCUUUAUCAAUUACUUCUCAAUAGUAAUGCUCGCUUUCUCUUUCAGAAUGUAGACGAUGAUGCCAGUGUUCAUGAUCGGGUGCUUUGGGCAGUGCACAUGAGUGGGAUGGAUGACCUUGUAAAAUUUCUGGCCAGUUCUGAUACAGAGCAACAGUGGUGUAUGCAUAUUCUGGAGACUGUUUCUCUUAUGUUCAGAGAUCAGGUAAUUCACAGUUCAUUGUAAGUAUGCAAAUGGUCUGGGGCCAGUGCUUCUCAAAACACUUGUAAACAAAAAAAUUUUUGUCCCACAAGAACCUUUAAUAAUAACCAAUUUGCCAAUGGUUUUAGAUGCCGUUAACACACAGAAGAAAACAGUGGGGGUAUAUUUAGCAAAGCUUGGGUUUUAUAGAAAUGGAUAUAAUCCGGUGAAAAUUUGCUGAAAUUUGAUGGAAAGUGUUGUAUAUACUAAAGCUAAUUCUGUUCCGAAAUCAGUCAAGCUGACUGAAUCGGCACCAUCUCCCACAUGCUUUCUGUUUGUCUAAAUAAAGUUGCUAUGGUGCCAGGAGGCCCCUGGGAACACUUACCUUAAGGUGAGAAUCCAGCACCUGUCUCAGCUCCCCCAGAUGGCAUCCAGCUUCUGAAAAGCCAAUCUCUGUAAGCUGCCCGGUGGCACUCUGUACUUCUGGAAACUGAAACGUCAGAAGCCAGAUGACACCUGGGGGAAGCAGAGACCGGCGCUAGAGGCUCAAUUUGGGGUUAAACCUUUUAAGAACAUUUUAAACCCCAUGAGGUAAGUGUGCCUAGGCGCCUCCAGACACUAACUUCAUUUGGAUGACGUUAUAGUGCCUAAACUGUCCCUUUAAAAUCUGUGCAUACGAACCUUAUACAAAAUAUACGAUUCAGAAUAUUUACCAUGCACUGAUUUUAAUGUAAAUUGGGACCGAAUGCAUCUAGCAGGAUGCACGUUAGCGAGCGAAUGAUAAUUUGAAGUACUAAUUGUCCACUGGCAUGGGCAUGCAUGCAGAUAGUGUAAAAAAAACAAACACCAUGGCAGUGUGAGAGCUGGAAAGCGCUUGCUAGCCAUCGCAACGUUAACAUGUUUAAAAUAAAUAUCCUAUGGGAAUCAUUGGGAACCUUUCAAACCUUCCUAGGUAUGACAUGGGUUAGGGCAUGUCUACUAAACAGUGAGCACCUAGCAGCUACUCACUGUAUUAAAUCUAGAAACUGGGCAGCUAUUGGGAUGAGGCCUGUAAAAUAUAAGUUCUUAUGAGUUACCACCAAUGGGUGGGGGUUGGUGGAUUUUAUUUCAUUAGGUUACCAUACUAAAGCUGCAUCCUGUUAUGGAUAGAUAUGGAACCAUAGGUACUGGCACUAAUGCAAAUUAAUUUUUUAUUUUAGUUUAUUAUUGUUGCUAAAAAAUAAAAUAAAUGUAAAUGUCUUUAUACAAGGUUGUGGAAUACUGGAGUGCAAAAAGUUUGACCCAAAUAAAGUGUUCUUUAAAUGCUUUUCAGAAUGCAGAACAGCUUGCUGCAACUGGUCAGGCACGUUCAAGAGACCCUGAUGUAAAAGAUUUGGAGAUCCUGCGUCAGAGGGAAAUGGCAGAGAAGAAGAGCAGAGUGUUCCAGCGCGGUUCCAGGUGAGUACUGAUCAAAGCACUCCAGUAUUUCACAACUUUCUAUAGAACAUGCAAGGCUUAGCAGAUCUGACCGGUGGACACAAAUCCAUCUGUCCAAUCUCCUAAUCCUUGCAUUAAUACAAAUUAAAACUGAUAAACACUACAAACUCUUUUCCGCCAACACUGGGAUUUUCUUCCAUCAUAAUGUUACAGGGCACCUGUUAUAUUAAAAAGGUUACUACAAGCAUAAUUAGCCCUCAGGAGAGGCUAUGGUGCUAGGAGGUCCAUGCAGCCUUUUCCUGGUAAGGAGCAAAACCGUUUUUCAAUGCUUUGCCACUUACUUGGGUCUAGUUUUUGCAAAACUGCAGAAAACUGAUGCUGAUACUGCGAUUCAUUCAUUGUCUGAGAGCAGCAGCUUAAUGCUCUCUGCCAAUGAAUAAGUGUCUGUGCAUAAAAUCUGCACAGAUUUAACAUUUAGUAAGCCUCUUUCAUUCUAGGCUGUCUAAUGAAAGCUGCCAGAGGUGGAGUUUGUUCUUCUUCUUUUUUUUUUUUUCCUUCAUAUCUAUAGAUUAUUUUUUCAGUUAUAUGGCUCCUGCAUACUAAUGCAUGUAACCUAUGGAAGCUAGCAGAUCAUCAUUCAGGUUACUCAUUAUAGAUUUGGUUAUUGACUGUGUAGCAAUAAACUAAUUCAUACAUCUGCUGAUUCUAACGCUUACAAAUAUAUGUCCAGCUUUGGAUAACUGCUUUGUCAAGCUUUUGGGUACUUUUUAACUUCGCACUCGUCUUCAGGAUACUACUUAAUGGGGGGAAAAUAUCUCUCAUUAGGAAACCAUUGCUGCUAUACUUGGGUUCCUUCCUUGGAUGAUGAGAGCCCACCGUGAUAUAUGGGAUAUAGUCACUCGCAACUGAAAGAGGUAUAUAUGGAUAAGCCACAACAUUAAAGCCACUUGCUACCAAAACAACUCUGAUGUGUUGAAGCAUGGACUCCACAAGACCUUAAACUGUCACGUUCCUGAAACCAUUGCUGAACACUUUUUGCAGUGUGGCAUUGUGCAUUAUCCUUUUUGAAAGAGAACACUGCCAUCAGGGAACACCAUUACCAUGAAGGGAUGUGGUCUGCAACAAUCUCUAGGUAGUUGGUAUGUAUCCCAGCAAAACAUUGCCCAGAGCAUACCACUGCCUUCGCCGUCCUGCUUUUGUCUCGCAUUCUGCUGCCAUCUCUUUCCCAAGUAAACAGCAUUCCAGCCAUCCACCUGAUCUAAGAGAAAAUGUGAUUCAUCUGACCAGGCAACCUUCUUCCACUGCUCCAAGGCCUAGUUCUGAUGCUUAUGUCUCUAUUGAAGGCGCCUUCAGUGGUAGAUAUGGGCACUCUGACCGGUCUGUGGCUACACAGUCCCAUACACCGCAAACUGCGAUGCAUUGUGUGUUCGGACACCUUCCUAUCACGCCCAGCAUUAUAAAGGGACACUAUGAUCACCAAAACAACUUAAGCUUAAUGAAGCAGUUUUGGUGUAUAGAUCAUGCCCGUGCAGUCUUACUGCUCAAUUUUCUGCCAUUUAGACGUUAAAUCACCUUCUUACAUGUGCAGCCUCUGAUUCUUAGUCUGGACCAGAUGCUCAAGAUGCUACAAUAGGUUUCUUUUCCAUCUAGGAAUAGAAUGGAAAAUUACAGUUCUUUGAAAAAUGGUUUUCUUCCUGUAAUUUUCUCUGCCAGGAGGGUUGCUGAACAUUUUUUUUUUUGACUUGUUAACCUUAGAUUGACAAAGAGAGCAUUUUGUAUAUGUGGCAUGUUGAAGCCACUAGUCCCUUUAGGAAGGGCUCUUCCACUUUUCUAGACCUUGUUAGGGUCAAAAGGUUUUUGCUAACUCUUUUGCCAACUGGCUUAAGUACAUGAUGUGGGUAACUUGUGCCCUGCCUAACAAGCCUGAGUGGUAUAGCUACCUCCAGGUAGAUACUUGGUCAUCUUGUAUACAUUUGCCGAAGUUUGUGGUUUUGAUGUUUUAUGUCCAUUAAUAGUAUGCAUGCUUUUGGUAGGAUGGUGAUAUGGGCCUUAGCUUGUGAUUCAACUGCCCUGCUCACUUUCUUCCUCCCCUGCUUUACUGAGGAUUCUAGAGUAGGUGCUUGAGUAGGAAGAGUGUGCUGAAGUAUUGCUUUGAGUUAUACCUCUUCAUUUUGGGAGGGACUUGUCACAAAUGUCACGACUCAUGAACUCUUACCAUCUGGAAGGAAAACAAUUCGUCAGGUAAGGCACACAUUUUUGUUUUUGCUUAAGGCCUUCUUUUGCACUUGAACAGCGUGAAGCGGUGUGUAAUGAUCAUCUUUUUUGUGUAUUCUUCAGGCAUUCUCGAUUUGGUGGAUCUUAUGUGGUUCAAGGCUUGAAAUCUAUCGGAGACAAAGAUAUCAUUUACCACAAGGGUCUUCAUAAUGUAAGAUUGUUUUAACUGAUCAACUGGGUUCCUUCUGAAGGUCUUAUCAAAUGUGAUGGCAUAUCAUUGUUCAUUUAUAAUUUACCUCUAAUUAGAUAGUGUAGAAAAUUAUUUACUUGCCUCAGUAAAAACAAAAAAAUAGAUUUUUGUCUGUAUUUUUUUUUAACAUAUUGAUUCUCUUUGCAAUUAGUUUAAGAAUUAUACCCAUGAUCUUGGAAAAGACAUGAAGAGGGUUCCAAAGAGACGACAACAGGCCAGGGACACUGAGCCACGCCGCCGCUCAGCACUUAAUGUCCGUCUGUUUCUGAAGGAGUUUUGCAUUGAUUUCUUGGAGAACUGCUAUAACCGGCUCAUGUGCAUUGUGAAGGUGAGUCAGGUGCACAUGUGUGCUCUUUUCCUGCUGAGAUAAUCCAAGCACACAUGUGCUCUGCUUCCCAUAAUGCCUAGCAUGCACAGUUGAACAUCCUUCUCUUGAUUCUGUGCUUACAGCAUCAUGGUAUGAAGUCCUUUUAAAAUGUAUGCCAGGCUAUGCCCAGACCGUAUGUAAUGCAAAAAGUAAUUUUUAUAUGAAAACAAAAUACUUCCAAUAAUGUGUGGUACAUAAAUGUAUGCAUCUAUCCCUUUAAUGAUUUGAUUAUUAGUAUCCCACAUGCACAAUAUUAAACUUAUGCUAUUGUUUGUGAUAAAUCUUAAGCAAAUCGUUGUGUAGAUGAGAAUCUGCCAAGCCAGCUCAUCUGGUUUUGUGACUGCUUGUCAUUCAGGACCACCUGAUUCGGGAGAAGGCUCAGCAGCAUGAUGAAACUUACUACCUAUGGUCAAUGGCUUUUUUCAUGGCCUUUAACCGGAAGUUCCGCUUUAGACCAGAGCUCGUGUCUGAGACUGUUAGUAUCAGGACCUUUCACUACAUAGAACAAAACCUCACUAACUAUUAUGAGAUGAUGGUAACUGACAAGAAAGAAGCUUCAUCUUGGGCACGCAGGUGAGUGUUGCAUGGGCACUCCAUUAAAGAAAUAAGCACUCCUAAAUCAAGAAGACACAGUAACCACCAAAGUACUUCAGCAAGUUGAAUUGCAUUAUGGGUUUAGAGUGUUCCUUUAAGAGACUUACAGUAAGAAUUUGACUUCCUUCUUUGUUACCACUACUACCCCUUUUUAAGUUUGGGUUUUUGUAGAAGGUAUCUACAAGGCUAUGAAGGCACACUUAUAAAGAAAAAUCUGAAUACAUUUAUCUUGGUCUUUUGUUUAAAAAAAAAAAAAAAAACCUAUUUAGGUUAGAAAUAUAGGUAGAUCUUUGUGUGAGCGGUCAAUAAUAGCAGGGUUUUCUAACCUACAUUGUGUUUAUGGGUACUCUUCAGCAUACAGUGAUAUAAAUUGUUUUGCAUGAUUGGACCCUUCUCCCAGAAUGUCAGAACAUGAAGUGGGUGCUUUAACAACAAAUUUCAGUGCUGCAGAAUAUGUUGGCGCUUUUAAAAAUGCCGGUAAUAAAUCAAUUUUUAUUUUUCAACCCAUGGUUUUGUAAUGGCUCUUAGUAAUGGCACAUAGUUUUCUUUUGUGUUCCAAUUUAUCUAUAUUAUUUGUAUGUUAAAUAUAAAAUAAUACACAUUCUUCUCAUGUAAUAGAAUGCACUUGGCCCUGAAAGCGUAUCAGGAACUUCUGACUAAUGUAAAUGAAAUGGAUCAUUCAAAAGAGGAGGCCGUCCGAGAAAGCAGCAAAGUCAUUAAAAGUAAGUCUUCCUGUUAUGUGAUGCUCAUUAUGUAUGUUCUUACUGUGUUUUGCCUUUAUUUAAAACUUUUGCAGCAUACCCUUAAGGACAACAACAACUGUCUAAUUCAUAACCGAAACAAACCAACAUUUUUGAUAUGCAAGUGUCAACCUGUUAUUUUUAUCUAUUUUGCUCUUUUGUGUUAAGGGAAUCCUCCGGCACCAUAACAACUUCAUUGAAAUUAAGUUGUUAUGGUGCCAUUAGGUUCCAGGUGCUUCCUUACCUUUAGGAGUUGAACAGUUUAUGAACAGUUUAACCUCAACGUCUACUUUACUCUGCAGCUCCAUUUCAUUCUGUCCUUGUAGGCGGAGGAAUGGGAUUUCUGAUGAUGGAUAGUCAGAAAAUUUCUGUCAAUGAAAAUUUAAAUACUAUGUAACAUGUAAAAGCUUUGCCAGCUUUUUAAAUAUACAAUAUCACAUUUGAGACAAGCCCUAAUUCUGGCAUGCCUCUUUGCUUCCUUGAUAUGGUAUACUGUAACACAAUAAGGAACACUAUUUGUCUUUCCAUAUUGGCACUAUCUAAACCUGACAAUGCAUUGUUCAGUGGUUUGGCCCCUGAGGUUCAGCAAGAGCCAAUCAUCUUAAACUGAGUUCUUGCUUUCUCUCUCCUUCCAUGUGAACCAGACUGUGUAAGCUAAUAGCAGUGGUCAUUCAUAUGGCUGCUAUCAGUUUAGUUUAAUUUAGCAAUAUCCACUCAUAUAUGUUGAACAAGGAAUUAUGUGCCAAGUGUCUCUUCCUGGUUAGAGAGGGGUCUCUUUAAAUGUAUUUUCUUACAAUGCAUAAAAAGGAUCAUUUGCCCCAUAGUUAAAUUUGUAUUUCUCUACGACUAUAUAAAACCAGGUUUUUUUUUCGAGAUGUGCAAUGGCAAGACUUUCUAAAUGUUUGCAUGGGGUAUAAACUGGAGCAAGAUACUGUCAAAAUAAUUAAUGCCAAGUUCACUUGGCAUAUCUUCUUCUCUGCAGAUAAUAUUUUCUACUUGAUGGAGUACCGGGAACUCUUUCUAGCCCUUUUCAGAAAAUUUGAUGAAACCAAACAGCCACGGUCUUUCUUGAAAGACCUGGUAGAAACCACUCAUUUGUUCCUCAAAAUGCUGGAAAAGUUCUGCAAAACAAAAGGGACAAUUGUGGUCCAGGUAAGGUGUGUUUUUUUAUUUUUUAUUUUUUUUUACCUAUAGUUAGGUCGAAGUACAGCUGCAAAAACAGUGUACAGAAGCUCAGAUGUUGGCUAGGAAGGUAAUUGUUUUGCAUGUGGUGUUAAGGAACAGUAUUCUGCCACCUGCCUUGCAUUCAUGACUUGUGCCUGUCAUUAAAAGAUGCCAAUGUGUGUAAUGCUUUUAAUUCAAGAAUUGUUUCCGGGGUCAUUUUUUGGUUUUAUACAACUUAACCAUAAGACUGUUAACUUUAAUUGUAUUCAUUUUAGCAUUUGACUUUGUCACGUGAAAUUAUUCUUUUUACUUUUACAUUGCAAGAUGCCAAUGUUACAUUUCUGUAUGGAAUUUUUCUCAUCUGACCUUUAAUAAACAAUUUUUGAAAGAAAAGUUGCAACAGUGCAUUUUUCAUGAGUCCUGUGAUCACCACAUGGCAUCUUUCUGAUUUUUUAGUUUCCAGACAUCUUGGUUUUCCAAUUUCCUGUUCUGUUCAGUGCAGUAGCACAAUGUGUUUGAUUUACUAUAAGAUGCAGGAAAAAGGUUGCAAUGUAUUUUGGCUGAUGUUCUUUUCUCUCUAAGAAUCGGAGGGUGAAAAAAAAGAAAAAGAAGCGUAAACAGUCUUCAGAAGAACAACACAAGAGUCCAGAGGAGCUGGAGGAAAUUUGGAAAUCGAUAUCUGAGGAACUUAAAGAAUGUGUCGUGGUAAGAGAUAAUUUAAAAAAAAAUAAAAAAUCUUAUCAAUAAAAAUAUAUUAGGAGAGGAUGUUGGAUGGUUAUUUCUUUUUAAUUUUUAUACUAUACAUCCAGGGCUCAAAAGAUCUUCCUGAAGCUGUUGUGCCUUUUGAUGCAGCCUCUGAGAUACCAGUUGAAGAGCAGAGAACUGAAGCUCUAAUUCGAAUCCAGAAUGGACUUCUAUCUGGUAAAGCACCAGAAUCCCUUGUCUUACUACGUUCUGCCAGGUAAUUAUUGUUUAGUGCAAACACCCAUGCAUCGUUGUUUUUUAUUGUGCUGGUAGAUUUGGUGAUUUUUGCCUUUGAAGUUAAGUUAUUUUAUUUUUUCAGAGAAGUCUGGCCUGAGGGAGAUGUAUUUGGAACUUUAGAAAUGGAACACGAGGAAGAGAUUGAGCUACUGAAACAAAUUAUCUUUGCAGAUCUUCCAAGUAAGAGAGAGAGAGAGAGAGUGUGUGUGUGUACACCUAUUGUAAAGGUAACAUUUUCCAUGCUCUUUAUAGACUUGUCAAUAAAAUCAUACUCUGUCUAGUGGGAAAUGAAAAUGGGCAAGGUGUCUUGGAAAUACUAACAAGUUUAAUAGUUAACCCCUUAAGACCGCAGGGCGUACUAUUACGUCCUCUAAUAGGCGGCUCUAAACGCCGCCGGGCGUAAUAGUACGCCCUCCGGUCUUUCUGUACUUACCCGGUCGCCGGCGGUCCCACGCCGGCGAUCGCGGUGGGGGGGCUCCCAGGGAGCCCCCCACGGCACGACCGUCCUCCAGGAAGCCCCCCGGCCGUGUGAGAGUGGGGUCCUAGCGAGGACCCCACAAUCACAUGGCUGGGUAUAGCUGGCUUCUGUAUUGCCAGCAGGGGGGCUGCCUGUAAUUACAGGGGGUCCCCCUGCUGGCUGAAAAUAAAAGUAAAAUAAGUUAAAAGUGUAAAAAAAUAAAAUUAUAUAUACUUAGAUCAUAUAUAUAUAUUAUAUAUAUGAUCAAAGUAUAUAUAUACACAUAUACAUACACACAUGUACACCGUCUAGGUGUAUUUUACUAUUAAUAUAUAUAUAAUUAUAUAUAUAUAUUAAUAUCAAAUUACACGUAGACUGAUACUGAUUAAAUAUAUAUAUAAUUAUUGUUAUAUAUAUAUUUAUAUAUAUUAUAUAAAAAAUUAAAAUGUAAAUACGUUAAAAAAUAAAAUUACAAAAAUAAUUAAAAAUAAAUAAUUAAAAAAUAUAUAGAUGUGUGUUAUUUCGUUCUAACUGUAUUGUGAAAUUAAUAUAUAUAUAUAUAUAUCAAAAUACACAUAGAGCGAAAUAAUAUAUAUAUUUAUACACAUAAAUAUAUACGUAUAUAUCACUAUAUAUAUACCUAUAUAUAAAUAAAAAUAUUUUAAAAAAAUUAUAUAGAUAUAUACAUAUAUAUACACAUACGUAUAUAUAUACAUAUAUUGAUUCUACAUAUAUAUUUAUGUAAUAUUUUACAUAAUUAGGUAUCUUAAUUAAUUACAAUUAGCAGGACCUGCAUGACAACCCAUGCCGAAAGUAAAGGGAAUUUAAUUUGCUAGCACUAUAUUUAACCCUAUAACUUUCCGAGACACCAUAAAACCUGUACAUGGGGGGUACUGUUCUACUCGGGAGACUUCGCUGAACACAAGUAUUAGUGUUUCAAAACAGUAAAAUGUAUUACAACGAUGAUAUCGCCAGUAAAAGUGACGUUUUUUGCAUUUUUCACGCACAAACAGCAUUAAACGGACAAUAUUAUUGCUAUGAUACUUUUUACUGUUUUGAAACACAAAUAUUUGUGUUCAGUGAAGCCUCCCGAGUACAACAGUACCCCUCAUGUACAGGUUUUAUGGUGUUUUCAAAAGUUACAGCGUCAAAUAUAAGGCUUGCGUUUCAUUUUUUUCACAUUAAAAUUCGCCAGAUUGGUUACGUUGCCUUUGAGACCCUAUGGUAACCCAAGAAUGAAAAUUACCCCUAUGAUGGCAUACCAUUUGCAAUAGUAGACAACCCAAGGUAUUGCAAACAGGGUAUGUCCAGUCUUUUUUAUUAGCCACUUAGUCACAAACACUGGCCAAAAUUGGCGUUUUUUGCAUUUUUCACACACAAACAAAUACUAACGCUAACUUUGGCCAGUAUUUGUGACCAAAUGGCUACUAAAAAAGACUGGACAUACCCCAUUUGCAAUACCUUGGGUUGUCUACUAUUGCAAAUGGUAUGCCAUUGUGGGUGUAAAUUUCAUUCCUGGGCUACUAUACAGUCUCAAAGGCAACGUAACCAAUCUGGCAAAUUUCAAUUUCAAAUGUAGCGUGCUAUAUUUGACCCUGUAACUUCCCAAAACGCCAUAAAACCUGUACAUAGGGGGUACUGUCUUACACGUGAGACUUUACUGAAUACAAAUAUGUGUAUUUUAUUGCAGUAAAAGCAAACAGUAUUAUGACACUGACGUUAAAAUGUCAUGUAGAACUAAAAAAUUUUUUAAAAAUCAUAUUUUCUCCCAUUUUUUUCAUAUUAAAUUAUGUUUCAUAGCUAAAUAUUUGAUAUUAAAUGAAAGCCCUGUUUCCCCUGAAUAAAAUGGUAUAUAAUAAGGGUGGGUGCAUUUACUAUGAAAGAGGUGUAUUACGGUUGGACAGACAUGUAGCGCAAAUGCCAGGUUUUGUUUACAUUUUGUUUUGUUCACAACGUGUACAUUUGGCUCCGUCCUUAAGGGGUUAAAGGAGAGAGAGCACAAUCAUAUAAACACAUAACUUAAACAGGUGACAGAUUGGUUAUUUGGUAAAAACUGCAAUAUUGUUUCAACUCAUAGUGAGUAUACAUGGUAUUCAUUGGCUGAGCAAUGUGGUGGUUAUGUUGCUUUUUCCAUCUGUAAUUGUAUGGCUGCUAUUGGCAGUUUUGUAUACAUUUAAUAAGAUACGUUGCUGUAACCAUCUUGGAAAUGUUAUUCAGGUAAAUAUUUGUUUCCAUUUGCUACCAGUGCCAUUAGCACAAAAUAGGUGAUAUUUUUUAUAUAGGAGUAAAAUCUCAUAUUUUUAUUUUAUUUUAUUUUUUUAUGAAUCCUAAACAAUCCCAUUAAUACAUAACAGUUCUUAAGCUAUGUAUCCGUUAUGAUCACAGAAUGAUAGGAUUAAAGGAAACCCAAAACAUUUUCUUUUUCAGGAUCUAAACAUGUUCAAGCAGAGGAUCUACCAGAAGAGGAGGAGGAGGAGGAGGAGAUUGAAGAAGAAGAACUUACCUCUGUCCAAGUAUCCGAAAAGGAGUUUAAUUUUCUGGAUUACAUGAGAAGGUAUAAAGGCUUUAUAUGAUCAAGAUGACUUGUAACUAUUAAAACAAAUCAAACUCAAACACUGUUGCCUAUUUAAUAAAUCUGUAAGAAUUAUUUACAAAAAAUGUUUUGACUUAAAGCACAUGGCUAAAGCCACAUGCUCUUUAUCUUUAAUUGCAUUGAAACAUUACCAGGACAGUUAUAACCACAGGUUAAUGAUUUAUGAAGUACUGAAACGUCCCUUUGCUCUAUACAAUAUAAAGGGAUCCAAACGGGUAAUAUAUACAAAUACUGCUAGCCUGUUUAAUAUAAUUCUGCAGAGCAUGCAAAAAUCUAACAGACUUUCUUUAUAAUUUUUUAUUAGCUGUUUGAGUAAUCUGUCCAACUCCAAGAUUUGUACUUAUUUGAUUUAUAUAAAAGACAGCAUUUACCUCAUUGUGCUGUACUAAGGGUCCUUUUUUAAAAAAAAAAAAAGGGGUGUAGGGGCUUUUUUUUUUUUUUUUAAAAGGGGCUAAAGACUGGGGGGGAAAAAAAACAUGAGUCAAAUUGGUAUGAAAGAAAAUAAGCCCUAGCUGUAAGCUUAAAAUCUAGGAGACCUAACACUUAGCAAGGACCAAUAUGGCCCAUGAAUUUACAAGCGCAGUUAUUGAUUAAAGAGAUUCUCCAAGCAAAAUGAUAAUUUUGGAGUUUUGAAGGGUUCAUGGUGCUUGUAAUUUGUACAGUGAAACGCUGCACAUAAAGAGAUCUUGAUAUUGCCAAAAGGUGUAUCCAAGUCUGGUACAGUCAUUGGCAAACAUACUUAAUGCACAGAAGGUUAUUUAUUGACUGAUGGCACUCAACUGAGACACUCAGCCAAUGAUUGACCAGCGAGAUCGACAUCUGGUCUCCGCAGAAGCCGGAUACACUUCACUACUCAGCAAAGAAGACUUGGUUCCCAACAAGGAUCCGGCUAAGAGGGCAAAAUAGUUUGCCCCAUUAUUGGGGUCUGACGCCAGAGUACUCCUCACAUCAUAACCACUACAGUGGGCUGUAGUAGUUAUGCAUGGAGUAACCCUUUAAUUGAAAAAUCUCUGGAGGAAAGUAAAGAAUUCAACGUGUGGAUAGGCAUUGCAACAGAGUAGAAGACUGCUUCAUGUGAAUUUACACUUACAAAAUAUGCUAUUCGUCAGCAUUUCUUAGGGACUGAAAACAUAUGAAUAAAAAUAUGUAUUUCUCAUAUAGCUCAUUUUCUAAAAUGGGAAGUUUUAGAAUCCAGCAAGUAGAUAUUCUGAUCAGAUUCAACACAAUUUUAUUGAUUACCAUUGAAAUGUGCUCCUAAGGCACUCUUAAAAACAACAGAGAAACCUUUGUCCUUGCUUGUAAAAAAAAUUUCAGGAUAAUCAACUAAACUGUUGGGAAUUGCAAAUUUAUGUUAGUGAAAAACCAGGCCUGAUGUAUUCUAAAACUAGAUUAUAUUUAAGUUAUGGAUUCAGGCAUAUACAUUACUAUAAUAACCGCACCCUUUCUAACGUUUUAAUAUUCUGUUAUGAUACUUGUAUGGUAGAUUUGCCAAUUCCAGUGUGGUGAAGACCUAUGUGCUGUUGUUGAAGAACUACCAGCAGAACAGUGCUCACACCAACCACUGUGCUGUGAAAAUGCUGCACCGCAUUGCUUAUGAUCUCAAAAUGGAGGCCCUUCUCUUCCAGCUCUCAGUGUUCUGCCUUUUCAAUUGUAUCUUGAGUGAUGCAGCAGCUAGCGUCUACAAGGUAAGAGCUAAUGAAACCUCUUAAAAUAUGGAUCUGAGCAUGUAGGUUUAUAUUCAAUCUUGUAUGCAGUUUCAUAACUUUCCUAAGAUCUAUCCUAGAAUAACUGAGAUAUCACUGUUUGUUUGGUAAGCUUCACUUGGUCUUCAAACAAUGAUUGUGUAAUGUUUGGAUCCUUAAAUGGUAAAAGUCUGGCCAAGUCAUCCUGAAAAAUGAAUGAACUCUGUUUGCGUUGCCAAUGCUUGAUUCAUUAAAUCAUUUCAUUUGUAAUGAGAACUUAGAGAGUAGAAUUAUCCUUUUAAAUGAUACAAUGAGUUUCAUUUUAACAUGUACCACAGGAGAAAUGCUUAACGCCAGUCUCAUGGCUAUGGUUCAUUUAUUUAUUUUUCUCAAAGUAUUUUGAAAAAAAAUGCUUCCUCUGCAGUGUUGUGGGCAACUUUUAGGUUAGAAGUCAAGUUAUUUUAGAAUGGGGGAGUGCCAAUCCACUUCUGGCACCAUAGCCACUGUAGUGGUUAUGGUGCUUGAAAUUUUCAUUUAACAUAACUAUUAUAGCAUGUUUACAGAGUUUUUAAAGCUGUAUUAUUGUAUUUUGUAUUCUUCCAGGAAUUGGUAUCCUUCUCUAAAUAUAUCCUGAACAAAUUCUUUGCCCUGGCAGCAACAAACAACAAAGCUUAUGUGGAGCUUCUUUUCUGGAAAAAUACCACUGUGGUACGAGAGAUGACAGAAGGUUACAAAAAACCUGGUGAAGAGGAGAGGUGAGGCUCUUUAUGAUACAAUGGGCAAUGUUUGAAUGCCACAUUUGGGGUCUUGAGUUAAUGAAGUACCCACAAAUCUAAAUUAGACGGUAACUUUGUGCUACUAAUGACAUUGACUAAGGGAAACCCAAAAUGUAUUUCUCUUCGGUCCUUCAGAUAAAUUGUUUGUAACACUCCCUGGGCACAUUUUGCAUCUAGUUGUGCUUUCUUGAUUUCUUUAUUUGCUGUAUUGUUAAUGCCUUGAUAUUGUUAUCUCCUCAAUACCACAGUGAUGCAAAUCGAAAGCGUUUGAAAUGGACUCCAGAGGAGGAAGAGGAACUCCGAGGCCUCUAUUUGCAAUAUAAGGAGGUGGAAAGUAAGUAUUUGUAAGGAUCCAUGCUUUUUUUGGUUUUAGGAUGGGUUUUGCAUCACAGCUUUGCUGAAAACUAUGUUGUUUAAAAGGGUGGUAAAUAUGUAGUAUAUUUUCAGUUUCCUGAUUUCUGUAAUUUUUUUAUUUUUUUUUAAUACCUAUGCUGUUUUUGUUCAGUUAAUGAAUUUAUUGUUAUGCUGAACAAUGCUAUGCCCCCCUCUUUGAAUAUAUAUUUAAACACCUAUAUACACAUUUAAAUAAUUAACUGUUACAUACUGCACUUUUUUGUGGAGCUCUGUAUAAAAAAUGCAUGCACACUACAUACUGCUCUGAAUCACCUGCCAUAUUUCCUUUUUACAUCCUCCACUCCCCAACAAUCAUAACUGUUUACCCCCUUUCCUAAAGCAACCAGUCCCUGCCAAUAAAAACGUUUAUUCCAAUUUAUUGCUCAUGUAUAUUCUUCCAUAGCCCCAAUAUCACAAAACUAUAUCACGUCUACAAUUACUCACAGCCAAACAUGUUCAAUCCCGGCAUCAUAACGUGAAGCUGAGAUGCCCACAAUCCAUUGCCUUUCUCUGGUGGCAUAUUGAGUGAGUGAUGUCACCAUUGUGCAUGCACUCUCAAUAGACACAGUGCUGCCCAGAAUAAUUGGCCUCUGUUGUGCAUUAGAACAUGACCUGCAAUUCUCUCACAACACAGAAUGAAGAUACACUGUUGCCAAACUCUUCUUUGUUGCCUACAAUCCCAGCCAUGGGCCCGACCUCAUAUAUGGCUCUCUAAAGAACAGACCAGCUUUCUGAAGCCUUUAGCAAAGGAUCUCGCUCAGUACUAACUUUCUCAAUUUCUCUGUCCUAUUGUCCAUGGCUCAGAUCAGUGUGUCAUGCACAUGGCUAAGAUCAGAGUGUCAUGCUGCCUGCUGUUUGUGUGUUGAGGAACGCUUCAAAACCCUUUCUCUGCGACAUAGAGAAACAAGUUUGAGCUGACAAUCUUUGCACACAAUAUCCUAGCAUCUUGGUGCAACCUGUUAGUCAAGUAAAAACCCUGGGUGCACCAGGCAAACAAAAAUUUUUACUUUUAAAUCUGAGCAGUGGUGGGGUUUUUGUUGGACAUUACUGAUGUAGCUAGUGCAUUAAAAUAUGUUCUAAAAAUAAAUAUAUUGAUAAAAUUGUUGGGGGUUGAUCUACAAUGCAAAUCAAUUUUUGUUAGUGAAAUUAUCCUGGAAUUGAACUUUGCUAAAGCAUUUUCAAAUCCGGUAUGUUUGCUCACAUAAUAUCCAAAUGUCUGGAGUGUCAUUUUAAGAUCAUUGAAAUAUGAAGUAUGUGUGCAUUUUAAAAGCCACUUAGCCCAUCUAAUUUGACUAUCAAAUGAUCACAGGCUUACAUUUAUGUGAUAACCUCUAGGUCCAUGUCAUCGUCUGAUGUAUUUUACACUCCAUUCAAGGUGGUAUGGUCUUUGAACUAUUGAGCCCAAAAUGUAUUAUUCACUUUUUUUUUUCUCUUCCACACUCUCUCCCUCCAUGCCCUUUUGACACAAUCCAAUCUCUAUUAUUGCAAAUAAUAAUAAUAAUAAAUGAUUAACCCAUGGUUGUUAUUCUCAGACCCUCCUCAUUUACGACCCCUUACUGUGCUGUAUAUUGUGUCAGUGAGAGUUAUGACUUGGUAAACUGUAUAAACAGAUUAAAUGUUUUAAGCUUUGAAAUGAAGUUAACCACAGAAGCAAGUGACUUUGUUUAAUUCUGUCCAGAAGCUUAACCACUGUUUUUCUUUUGUUUGCAAGAUGGUGAUGUGGUUGAUAGUAUACUGGCCAAUCUGAAGCCUGGUACACGGACCAGAAAGCAAAUCAUUAACCAUCUUGUGCAGAUGGGGCUGGCUGAAAGUGUAAAAGAUUUUAAACGUGAGGUGUAAGUACCACAGGGUCUAUCUUUUAAAAGUAUAUUCUCUCCAACAGCUAGAUGGGAUGGCAGCCUUGCUUUUCACUUGUUGUUCUGUGAAUUUUACUUACUGUUGACCAAUAUAGUUACCACUGUAAAAAAAAGCCAAAAAUGGAGAAGCCAUGUAUGGAAAAACUAAGUACACCUUAUGAUUUGAUGGCUUGUAGAACCACCUUCAGCAGCAAUGACUUGAAGUAAUCAUUUUCUGUAUUACUUUAUCAGUCUCCACACCGUUGUAGAGCAAUUUUGGCCCACUCUUCUUUACAAUGUUGCGUCAGUUCAUUGAGGUUUGCUGGUAUUUGCUUAUACACCGCUCUCUUAAGGUCCCGCCACAGCAUUUUAAUCGGGUUGAGGUCUGGUCUUUGACUGAGGUCUGGUUGUAGAUUUGCAGGUGUGCUUGGGGUCAUUGUCCUGUUGCAUGACUAAAUUUCGGCCAAGUUUUAGCUGUCGGACAGAUGGCCUCACAUUUGACUCUAGCAUACUUUGGUAUACAAAGGAGUUCAUGGUCAACUCAAUGACUGCAAGGUUCACAGUUCAUGUGACUGCAAAACAAGCCCAUAUAAUCACCCCUCCACCAUUGUGCUUGACAGUUAUUCUGAGAAGUUUGUCCUGAUAUACUGGGUUUGGUUUCCUCCAAACGUGGCAUUGGGCAUUAUGGCUAUACAUCUCCACUUUGCUCUCGUCUGUCCAAAAUAUAUUAUUCCAGAGGUCUUGUGGUUUGUUCAGAUGCAACUUUGCAAAUCUGAGCCGUGCUGACUUUUUUUUUUUUUUUUUCUCCUGGCAAACCUUCCAAACAAACCAUACUUGUUCACUCUUGUUCUAAUUGUACGGUCAUAACUUAGGGCUGUAUAGUCUGAGAUGUAACUCAGGUCUUUGCAGUCUGACCUUGGGGUGAAUUUGUUGGACGUUCACUCUUGGGAAGAUUAUAUUUUAUACAAUAGUUAUCAACUUCAAAAAGAGUGUGGACAACUGCCUUAAAUGUUUUCCACUUUUGAAUAGUCCUUCUCCCUGUAGAAUGAUGGACUUUAAAUUGUUUGGAUAAGACCUUAUAACCCUUCCCAGUUUGCUUCUUGAAAAUCAUUGCUGAUGUCUUUCCUCAAUGUUCCAGACCAGCAAACUGCUUAAACUUUGGCUAUUAGAGGUGGUCACACUUGCUUAUGAUCUGUUAAUCAAGGGCAUUUGAUAAGCAGCACCUGUCUGCUACUUAUCCUCUUAAUUCCUAUGGAAGCAGUAAGGAUGUUGUCAUGCUCUUAUGCAGGUCAGAUAGGAGACUUAUGCCAGGGUUGUUAUUUGAGACUUUAUUUGUGCUUUUAGACAUAUUAUGCAAAUUGACGAAAAAAACAGGCUUUAGGCAAUAUGCCACUAAACAGGAUACUUGCAAAGAAAGUCUCUGAUCUCCAGGUAGGUUUGAAACAAAGGCAGUUUAGUAUUAACGACAGGCUGGUUACAGAGGCAGGUUGUUAACAGUAGAAGGCUGAUAACUGAGGCAGGUUUGUAACACAGGAAGGCUGGUAAUAGAGGCAGACGUCAAAAUCAUAUGUGAGAGUGGAGCAGGGUAGAAGGUAAGUCUGGAACAGGUUCACGGGAGCCAGGAACUGAUGUCUUUCAGGUAGAUCACCAGCUUCAAUGUAAAUGAUCUGUUGUGAGCAGGGUGUAGCCUUAUGUAGCCAAAGCAAGUAAUUAGUCCUAGGCAGGUGAGGACUGAGGUGACUAGUGGCUAGGGAGGCCACUAGUGGUUGAGAGCUCGAACUUAUUUUAAAGGAACUGAAACAAAGAAAGAUAAAACAUAGCUAUUAGGAUACGAUCCUGACACAAUCUCCCCCUUCAAGAGCGGACUCUGGACGAACUGAAAAGGGUGUCAAAUGAAGAAAAGUACAAAUCACAAUAAACAGAAAUCAAAAUAAUUUCUUUCUCUUUGAUUUUCUCUUUUCCUUGUCUUUAAGCAUCUACUCAAACAUAUUGAAAUCUUUUAGAUGCACAUUUGUACCAUUUGAGGCUUUGACAUACUCAGGAGGAAUUUCUUCAGUUACACUUUUUUCUCUUAUCCUUAGUGUAGAGAUUGGUUCAUUAUUCUUCUUCAUUAACCCAGAAUUGAGAGUCUGAGGUUCAGAAGGCUUUUUUCAGGGUAGCUAGUGUACCCAAUGUUACAGGUUGGGAGGAAGAGCAGGCUGAGACUUGAUUAGAGUUGUUCUUAGGGGGUUUUCCAUUCACAUACCCCAUUAUUUUAAGAAGGUUUUCAUAAUCCCAGAUUUCUCUUUUUGGCAAGAUAGUACCAUCGCUGGCUUUCUCAAGACAUGGGGCACCAAAUGGAGGCUUUGCCGUAUUCUUCUUUGCGGAUUGGAUGAUGGGAGUCGUAGUAGCCACCAUAGGUUCUUCCAUGAAUUGUUCUAUUCCAGUCUCUUCCUUGUCAGAGGGUAGUUAAUCAUAUAGAUAAUUUUCGUCUACUAAGUAAGAUGAUAGGGAGUCAUCUGAGGAGUAAUAGGCAGAUAACUGAGUUUUCUGUGGGUAAAAUACACCGUCCUUAUGGUCUUUGUAAAAAGGGGAGUCAGGUUGAGAGGUCUGUGUGUUUGGGUCAUCGGUUACAGGAGGUUUAGGAGGUCUUCUCGGACAGAAGGAAAUGCGGUGUACUGUAUCACCACAAUAAUAGCAUAAGUCAGCUUGACCUCUUUUUUUCUAGUUCAGCUUUAGUUAGUGGUUCUCUUUUCUUGCUUUUCCUGGAAGGCGAGUUUGACUUUUUUUUUUUUUUUUUGUAUUCUCAGAUUUUUCCUUUCAGGAGGAUUGCUGGAACUUGAUUGAUCCAUACUUGUUACUGCCUUGCGUAAUUCCAAUAAACACUCAACCAAAGUUUUCAGGACAUCAGUUAACCCUGGAGUCUCUGUUUUAAGGCGUUUACAUUCUGUCUUGGUCUAGUGCAGGUUAGAUAGGAGACUUAUGCCAAGGUUGUUGUUGUUUUGAGACUUUAUUUGUGCUUUUAGACAGAUUAUGGAAAUUGAGGAAAAAAACAUACUUUAGGCAAUAUGCCACAAAACAGGAUACUUGCAAAUAAAGUCUCUGAUCUCCAGGUAGGUUUGAAACAAAGGCAGUUUAGGAUCAACUGCAGGCUGGUAGCAGUAGAAGGCUGAUAACAGAGGGAGGUUUGUAACACAGGAAGGCUGUUUACAGAGGCAGGUUUGUAACACAGGAAUGCUGGUAAUAGAGGCAGAGAUCAAAAUCAUACGUGAGAGUGGAGCAGGUUUGAAGGCAAGUCUGGCCUUUUUGGUUUGUUGCAUAUUGAUUGUGGUUUUAUACAUAAAUGGUCCCUGAGGAAGUUCUUUAACAAGAACGAAAUGCGUAGGACCUGUGGACUUUUAUUAUAUUUAUAUUUUUUUUAUUCCUCCAUAAUUUUUUUUUUUGUUUUAUAAUUAAAACCGUUUUUUGGGGAGCUUUUGUUUUGACUGGAUCAUUGGAUCAUCCUAGUAGCCGGGGCACCCUGCGGUCAUUACUGGAGGAGGAUUUCAAAAGACCCCCCAUCUACAGCGUGGGCAGGCACCUAUAAUAUGCUCUAACCAUUUGGAACUUGUGAGUGUAAUGGAAUAUUUUAUUUGAUAACCGUUCCAGACAAUAUUGCACUAUGUUUUGUCCUUAAUUUUAGGCACAUCAGCAGAAUCCCUAAAUUCCCUAUCUUUUAUAUAUCUGUUAUCUGGUUACCAACUGGGAGGUAACCGUGGGAAGCUGUGUACCUAUAAGUUAAGUUGUUUUAUUAUUUUGCAUAUAUCACUUUAACACUGGUGGUUUGCAAUUUUGUUUCUUUUAAAGUUAUAUUGAAGGCAAGUCUGGAGCAGGUUGGUAUGGAGCAGGGUAGAAGGUAAGUCUGGAACAGGUUCACAGGAGCUAGGAACUGAAGUCUUUCAGGUAGAUCACCAACUUCAAUGUAAAGGCUCUGUUGUGAGCAGGGUGUAGCCUUAUGUAGCUAAAGCAAGUAAUUAGUCCUAGGCAGGUGAGGACUGAGAUGACUAGUGGCCAGGAAGGCCACUAGUGCUUGAGAGCUGGAACUUCUUUUAAAGGAACAGAAACAAAAAAGGAAGAUAAAACAUAGCUGUCAGGAUACGAUCCUGACAGAUGUACUUAGUUAUUCACACAUACUUAGUUAUUCACACAUUGCUUCUCCAUUUUGGCUUUAUUUUUGUCUAAUCAUGACACGGUGUAAUAUUGUUGUUCAUCUGAGGUUGUAUUUACCUAAUUUUAUCUAAAUCCCUGCAAAAAGAAUAGAUGAUUGCCAUGUCCUGAUCUGUAAAAACAAAGAAUUGAGAGGUGUAAUUUUGUGUGUGUAAUUUUUAAUUUUUUUGUGUGGCGGACUUGGGCCAAACCUUGUUUUUACGGUAUUGCUUGGAAUAUAAAAUUACCCACCCUGCAGAGUACAGGGCGUGAUAACAUGAUCUGCCAGUUGAAAUAAAGUGCAAAUCAUGAUAUGUAUAAAAGGGGUUGUUGCACUUUUUAAUUACAGAAAAGGUACUCGAAUUGUAAUCUGGACAGAAGACCAAGAGUUUGAACUUCAGCAUCUCUAUGAAGAUUUUCGAGAAACAGAUGGUAAGACCUUUCCCCUCUUUCUGCACUGGCACUACAGAUUUAUGAACCUCGCCUCAUGUGACUGAAGUGAAUCCAGGUAUACUUGUACUUGAGAACUAUAGCAAAUAUAAUGCCCCAGUUUCAGAGAAACUGCAAUAAUUACCUCUGAGAGUUAACUCAUCCUCUAGUGGAUGUCUACUAGAGGGACUUCCGGAAUCAAAAUGUACCUCUGGUCCGUUACCUGACGCUGGACGUCCUACUGCUCUACAUGAGGACCUCCAGGGUCAGAUUUUUCCACAUAGAAAAGCAUUAAAUAAUGUUUACCUAUGGGGGAAAUCCUAAUAAGAGUGUGGCCAUUGCCGCACAUGCACAUUAGAUCUCGUGGAUGGAGCCGACUUAGCGCCAAGGGACAUCGGCGCUAGAUUCAAGUAAGUGAGCACCGAGGGUUUGUUUUCCUGGCACUAUAAAAUCCCUUUAAUCUACCAUCUAGAUGUACAAACACUGGUGGUACUCCUGGGACUUCUUGUAAUAUUUACCUUAUACUUUUUUAGUUUUUCUAUAAAACAUUCAUCAGGAAAAAAAUAAAUGUUAAAAGUACCCCUAUUUAUACAAAAUAAGACUUUAAAGCAAUAUAGCCCAUGGAUGAAAUGGAGGAAGAGACUGAAAAGGACAAGCUUUUAGUGGGGGCAAAAUUUUUUAUAAAAUAAACCAUGUACAAAUAAACUUUAUUGAGGUAUUACAAAAGUGUUCAAGUGUUUGUGCAAUUUACAAACUUCAGACCCCACUCCCCAUUAAUUUAUAGAGGUAAGUAUACAACAAUCUUAACAAUCACAAUACAGCAUUAUAUUGUGGCCUCUUAAGGCAUCACCAAAUGAAAGUAAAAGAGACAGCGCUUGGUUAACUUAUAGGCAGCAACCUUAAAAGGGGAUCCCUCAAACCCUUUGAAAUAAGGUGAAUAAAAAACGGUAAAAGGCUGCGCCACAAUAAAUAAUAAAAAAUAUAUGUAAAAUAGUCCAAUGGAAAGUCCAAAAAAGGGAGAAAAUCCCAAUAUUUAUCCUUACAGAUAGUCUUUGGUGGUAAGGUCUUCUACUGAUAUGGUGGAUCCACUUGGUAUGAAAGAUAAAAAGAGAGAGGGACAACCAAUGGUGCAGUAUGUAAAAUUCAAAUGUGAAUAUAAAAGAAUAAUAGUAUAAAACUCACAUUUACCAGAGCUAAUAUCCAGCUCUGGAGUAAGGCGCCUACAGCGGUUUAAAUCCCCGCUUAUGGGAUAUAAAUGGGUUCCUCUCCGUCGUUGGUGUCCAAUUCUCGGAAUAAAAGAGACAACUAAUAGUGCUCACUGUAUAGUAUUGUUGAUAAAAUAAUAAAAGAAUGUACUUACAAGGUAAGAGCAGGCCAACUGCUCUAUGAUGAUAGCUUGGGUGGAUUGAUCCCCACCUAAGGAUUUCUUUAAGUACAGGAAACUUCCAGGGAUAUUAUCCAAUGAUUUUUAUAAAACCAAUAAAAAAUAAUACUAAAAAGCCAGGGUAAAAGGAAAAGUUAUGUGUCUUUAAAAAAGUUGAUUGGCACAAAUAAAUGACCAAAAAUACUUUAAUAUGAUAAAAGAACACAAAUAUUAAAUAUCCAUAACGCGUUUCGUCAAAAAAAAGACUUUUUCAAAUGGAUUUACAUAUGAUACCUGGCUAAUAGAUGUUUUAUAAAGAUAAAACUAAUUUGAAUUUGGCGCCAAAAAUGGUACAACCAAUCAGAAUUAAAAACAAAAUUAAAACAUUAAAUUGCAUAAAUAACUCAAUAAGUGUAUAAAUAAUAAUACUAUAACAUGAUAUUAAAAUGUUUGGAUCAAAAACGAAGGUGUUAAAUUGUGUUUUUAAACAUUAAUAAAAAGUCACAUGUCCAAACAGCACUUCCGUUUUUCGUAAGUAAAACACAAUGCCACAUGGGAAAUGUAGUCAAAAUGGCCGCAAAAAACGGCCACAUGUAACAGUAAAAUAAGCAGAUGAUUGCAUAAUUAUAGCCUUCACAAAGUGUUGAUUAGAAUUAGAAAUUAAAAACGAAGGGGAGCAAUAGGUUUAGAGCUAAUCAGACUUGGUCACAUGGUUUUUCGGCACUUCCGCAAAUCGGAAGAUAUAGCCGCAAUGCAUGUAGGGAAAUGUAGUUUAACCCACAAUAACAGGAACAAAUACAGCAGAUAAAUGUACUUGCAGGGAAAAGACAGUUUACAAUUGUAAUUACAUGAGCUUGGAAACAUAAAAAAGUAAAACAAUGAUAAAUUACAUUAUUCAUCAGUAACAAUAAAAGCAUAAUUAUUUAAAGGUACAGGCAGCAACAUGUUUUUAAAAAAUUAUAAAAGAUUAUAAAAAGUUAUGUAAAUCAAAGUCUGCAUUAAGACCAUGGGGUAUAAGAGUCUGAAGUUUAUACACCCAUUCCAUCUCUGUUUUUCCAAGCAUCUUUUUUAUGUCACCUCCACGCCAGGAGGUAGAGCAUUUGGUUAUACCAAUACAUUUUAAUAGGCGCGGAUCUCUGUUAUGCAUAAUAAAAUGUUUGGAUACUGUAUGAUUUAGGUAUCCAUUUUUGAUAUUUCUGCAAUGUUCGCUCAAUCUUAUCUUUAGGCACCUUGUGGUCAUCCCCACAUAUUGGAGGCCACACGGGCACUCGAGCAGAUAAAUAACAUUUUUUGUAUUGCAACGUAUAAAAUCAUUUAUAUUGUACACUUUUUUGGUCCUAUUUGACAUAAAAUUUGUAAUUUUAGAUGGGAUAGAAUGAUCGGUGGUUUUACAUACACUGCAUUGUUCACAUCUAUAAAAACCUUUUGUCUGAGGAAAGAAAGAUACAUUAUUAGAAGGAGAUUUUUUGGUAAAAUUUCUGGUUAAAAUAGACUUAAAAUUGGGUGCUCCUCUAAAAACAAUAUUAGGAUGGAUGGGUAUGAUAGAGUUAAGUAUCUCAUCAUGUUUGAGAACUAUAGCAAAUAUAAUGCCCCAGUUUGCAAAAGAGAGGUACAGCUAUGGGGACUAGGUUUGCCCCAAGUUAUGCCAACUUGUUUAUGGCCGACUGGGAAACCGAAGCUAUUUGGAGUAACCACCCGUGGAGGGCAAACCUAGUCUCCUACUUCAGAUAUAUAGAUGACCUCUUUUUUAUAUGGGAUGGACCAGAAAACAAUCUUAUUGAUUUUAUAAACCACCUAAACAUCAACAAUAGGGGUAUCAUCCUUACAUAUGAAUAUAGUAAGGAGUCUAUUAACGUCUUAGAUCUUAACAUUUUUAUCAACAAGGGACAACUUCAAACAAAAACUUUUUUUAAACAAGUAUGUGUAAAUACGGCUAUAGACAAAUCCAGCUGCCAUUAUAAACCUUGGCUUGAGAGUGCCCCAAAAAGUCAAUUCUUACGUCUUCGCAGAAAUUGUUCAGAACUUACAGAUUUUAAUGAACAAGCAGAGGUUUUAAAAAAUAAAUUUAUGGAGAAAAAAUAUUCAGAAUCUGAUCUAAAUGCCACAAUUAGUAUAGUAAAGCAGAAAGAACGAAAUGAACUUCUAAAAUAUAAAAAUAAAGAAAAUAAUGAACUAAUAUCACUUCCAGUGAUUUUUAAUUUCAACAAUAAAAGUAAUGAUGUUAAAAAAAUAAUAAACAAACAUUGGCAUAUACUCAAACAUGAUGAGAUACUUAACUCUAUCAUACCCAUCCAUUCUAAUAUUGUUUUUAGAGGAGCACCCAAUUUUAAGUCUAUUUUAACCAGAAAUUUUACCAAAAAAUCCCCUUCUAAUAAUGUAUCUUUCUUUCCUCAGACAAAAGGUUUUUAUAGAUGUAAACAAUGCAUUGUAUGUAAAACCACCGAUCAUUCUAUCCCAUCUAAAAUUACAAAUUUUAUGUCAAAUAGGACCAAAAAAGUGUACAAUAUAAAUGAUUUUAUACGUUGCAAUACAAAAAAUGUUAUUUAUCUGCUCGAGUGCCCGUGUGGCCUCCAAUAUGUGGGGAUGACCACAAGGUGCCUAAAGAUAAGAUUGAGCGAACAUUGCAGAAAUAUCAAAAAUGGAUACCUAAAUCAUACAGUAUCCAAACAUUUUAUUAUGCAUAACAGAGAUCCGCGCCUAUUAAAAUGUAUUGGUAUAACCAAAUGCUCUACCUCCUGGCGUGGAGGUGACAUAAAAAAGAUGCUUGGAAAAACAGAGAUGGAAUGGGUGUAUAAACUUCAGACUCUUAUACCCCACGGUCUUAAUGCAGACUUUGAUUUACAUAACUUUUUAUAAUCUUUUAUAAUUUUUUAAAAACAUGUUGCUGCCUGUACCUUUAAAUAAUUAUGCUUUUAUUGUUACUGAUGAAUAAUGUAAUUUUUUAUCAUUGUUUUACUUUUUUAUGUUUCUAAGCUCAUGUAAUUACAAUUGUAAACUGUCUUUUCCCUGCAAGUACAUUUAUCUGCUGUAUUUGUUCCUGUUAUUGUGGGUUAAACUACAUUUCCCUACAUGCAUUGCGGCUAUAUCUUCCGAUUUGCGGAAGUGCCGAAAAACCAUGUGACCAAGUCUGAUUAGCUCUAAACCUAUUGCUCCCCUUCGUUUUUAAUUUCUAAUUCUAAUCAACACUUUGUGAAGGCUAUAAUUAUGCAAUCAUCUGCUUAUUUUACUGUUACAUGUGGCCGUUUUUUGCGGCCAUUUUGACUACAUUUCCCAUGUGGCAUUGUGUUUUACUUACGAAAAACGGAAGUGCUGUUUGGACAUGUGACUUUUUAUUAAUGUUUAAAAACACAAUUUAACACCUUCGUUUUUGAUCCAAACAUUUUAAUAUCAUGUUAUAGUAUUAUUAUUUAUACACUUAUUGAGUUAUUUAUGCAAUUUAAUGUUUUAAUUUUGUUUUUAAUUCUGAUUGGUUGUACCAUUUUUGGCGCCAAAUUCAAAUUAGUUUUAUCUUUAUAAAACAUCUAUUAGCCAGGUAUCAUAUGUAAAUCCAUUUGAAAAAGUCUUUUUUUUUGACGAAACGCGUUAUGGAUAUUUAAUAUUUGUGUUCUUUUAUCAUAUUAAAGUAUUUUUGGUCAUUUAUUUGUGCCAAUCAACUUUUUCAAAGACACAUAACUUUUCCUUUUACCCUGGCUUUUUAGUAUUAUUUUUUAUUGGUUUUAUAAAAAUCAUUGGAUAAUAUCCCUGGAAGUUUCCUGUACUUAAAGAAAUCCUUAGGUGGGGAUCAAUCCACCCAAGCUAUCAUCAUAGAGCAGUUGGCCUGCUCUUACCUUGUAAGUACAUUCUUUUAUUAUUUUAUCAACAAUACUAUACAGUGAGCACUAUUAGUUGUCUCUUUUAUUUCGAGAAUUGGACACCAACGACGGAGAGGAACCCAUUUAUAUCCCAUAAGCGGGGAUUUAAACCGCUGUAGGCGCCUUACUCCAGAGCUGGAUAUUAGCUCUGGUAAAUGUGAGUUUUAUACUAUUAUUCUUUUAUAUUCACAUUUGAAUUUUACAUACUGCACCAUUGGUUGUCCCUCUCUCUUUUUAUCUUUCAUACCAAGUGGAUCCACCAUAUCAGUAGAAGACCUUACCACCAAAGACUAUCUGUAAGGAUAAAUAUUGGGAUUUUCUCCCUUUUUUGGACUUUCCAUUGGACUAUUUUACAUAUAUUUUUUAUUAUUUAUUGUGGCGCAGCCUUUUACCGUUUUUUAUUUACCGUUUUUUAAUCACCAAAUGAAAGGCCUGUUCCAAAACAAGUUCACUUAGGUGCUGUUAUAGUUGUACCUGCAUAGAUAGGUACAUUUGGUAACAUACACUCAAAGUCUUACUAAUUCUCGAUAUUUAAAGGAACACUAUAGUCACCUAAAUUACUUUAGCUAAAUAAAGCAGUUUUAGUGUAUAGAUUAUUCCCCAUGCAAUUUCACUGCCAUUUAGGAGUUAAAUCACUUUGUUUAAAAAAAAAAAAAAAAAAAAAAGAAGCAAACUCAGAACCACAAAAGAGAUCAGAACUGGAGGAAAGACCCUAACGCACGUGAAGGCACAGAAGCGCACACUUACCACAGAUUUACAAACCUUCUGUAAUAUAACAUGCAAUUGUACUGAUUGUAAGCCUAUACGAUAACUGCUGUAUAUGACGGUACCACCUAACGCUUUCUCUUUGUUCUGUAAUCCCACUCGUGCCACCAAAAAUACACAAAGAAAUUUUUUUUUUUUUUUAAAUCACUUUGUUUCUGUUUAUGUAGCCCUAGCCACACCUCCCCUGGCUAUGUUUGACAGAGCCUGCAUUGAAAAAAAAACUGGUUUCACUUUCAAACAGAUGUAAUUUACCUUUAAUUGUAUCUCAAUCUCUAAAUUGAACUUUAAUCACAUACAGGAGGCUCUUGCAGGGUCUAGCAACCUAUUAACAUAGCAAGGGAUAAGAAAAUCUUAAUUAAAAAGAACUUCCAAUAAAGAAAGCCUAAAUAGGGCUCUCUUUACAGGAAGUGUUUAUGGAAGGCUGUGCAAGUCACAUGCAGGAAGGUGUGAUUAGGGUUCAUAAACAAAGGGAUUUAACGCCUAAAUGGCAGAGGAUUGAGCAGUGAGGCUGCAGGGGCAUGUUCUAUACACCAAAACUGCUUCAUUAAGCUAAAGUUGUUCAGGUGACUCUAGUGUCCCUUUAAUUGCACUCGUGACAUCUAAUAGACACUAGUGACAUCCUAGACUGGACCCAUACAGUAUCUUGUUUAAGCACUUUGACCGGAAAAAAGUGAAACUGGCUCCCUCUUGUGCAGUUAUGGACCACUAGAGAACCCCACAUAUUAUUUGCUAGAACGGGUCUCAAAUUAAAAGACCACUAUAGGCACCCAGACCACUUCAGCUUAAUGAGGUGGUAUGGGUUCCUGGUCCAUCUAGGGUUAACCCUUUUUUUCUAUAAACAUAGCGGUUUCAGAGCAUGUACAACUUGGCUUACAUGCUUGUUACUUCAGAGGGUAGACUUUUAUGCAGACUUUGCUUGUUCUUUGUAACCUAGGGCUGUGGAACCCAUUUAUUAUACUUUUUGGCAUUUCAGAUGCUGAAAAAUGACCUAUUGUUUUUAGAGAAACAAAACCCUAUUUCUUAUUGGGAUAAAAUACCUUUAUUACAGCCAUUGACUAUUUUUAUUUCACUAUUGAAGAGCCUCUCUGCUUAUUUCUAUUUGUACAAAUGUUUUUUUUUUUUUUUUCCCCAGACAUCCUUGGAAACAUUAUGAAAAAUAUCACUGCAAAACGCUCCAAAGCCAGAAUCGUAGAUAAACUAAUCAGCAUGGGUCUGAUUUCUGAGCGCAAAGAACUCUAUAAAAAAAGGAGAAAAAAAGGAAAAUCAACUGGCAUGGUAUAUUAUUAAUGAAUAGACCUUGUCAUUUUUGAGCCUCAUAUGUGUUUGUAAUUUUUGUUACAUUUUCUUUUUAUAAUCAACCUCCUUUCAUAAACCAUUGUGAUUAGACUCCUAACAACAUGUAAACAUGGGCCUACUAACAAUUUGUUUUGCAUAGAGUGUCAAAAUUUUUUAUUUAUAAAAUAUUUUACCAGAAUGGAUACAUUGAGAUUUCCCUCAGUAUUUCAAGUAUGUUCUGGGUCCACAAAACAUUGCAUUGUUACAGUAGGAUACACUAUUACAAAAAUACAAUAUACAAACACUAUAAAAAUAGAUUUUCUCACCACUCCUUGGGUGGUAUGUUUAUUACUCUUUCUCGGGUCCUCUACCAGAGGCCUGGAAGUUUGAGGGUUCUGGGUAGUAUCUUAGCUGUUCCUAGAACUGCACUCUUCUGGACAGCGAUCUCAGAUGUCCCACCUGGAAUCUUUUGAAGCCACUCCCCCAACUUGGGAGUCUUAGCCCCAAGUGCUCCUAUCACAACUGGGACUACUACUGCCUUCACUUUCCACAUCCUUUCUAGUUCUUCUUUAAGUCCUUUGUAUUUGUUCACCUUCUCAUGUUCCUUCUUCCUGAUGUUAUAGUCACUGGGUAUUGCCACAUCCACCACGACUGCAGUUUUUCGUUCCUUGUCUACUACCACGAUGUCUGGUUGGCGAGCACUUGCUUGUCUGUCUGGAUCUUAGCCCUGUCAUUCCCAACUACCCUUUGUGGUAUCUCCCAUCUAGACUUAGGCAGGUCCAAUCCAUAUUCUGUGCAGAUGUUUCAGUACACAAUCCCAGCAACUUGGUUGUGUCUCUCCGUGUAUGCUGGAUGCAAGAUGUUAGCAGGAACAGCAUACACGGAGAGACACUACCAAGUUGCUGCAGAUUUGUUAUUUCUGUGGGAAAAGCGAGUCUCAUGGCUUGACUGGUGUGCAGAUUUUUGUUUAACAUUGUAUUAACUAUUCACAGACUUCAGGUGGAAGGUAUUUGAUCACACUUUUGCCCCACCAUAACCUUUUUGGAAUAUAUAUAUUCCAUAACCUUUUUGUAAUGUAUAUUUUCCAAAAAUGUUAUGGUAGGGCAAAAGUGUGAUUGAAAAUCCCUUCCACCAGAAGUCUGUGAAUAGUUAAUACAAUGUUAAUACAAAAAUCUGCAAACCAGUCAAGCCAUGAGACUUGGUUUUCCCACAGAAAUCACAAAUCUGCAGUGAUGUUACUACCGUAAAGGAUUCUGGGUGGGCAUCUGCAAAUUAGUUUAACAAAGAAUCACAUUUUUGCCUCAUUCCAUUUUAAACAUUGAUUCCUUUGAGUCUGUGUUUGCUGUAUACAACAGCUUUGAAACACAACUUAGGAAAAGAUGCAAGCCAGUGAACUACUCAUGGACAGCUGUUUCAUUGUUAAUGCAAAUCAUCAGCAUGAGGUUGGUUACUGGUUUGCUUAUUAAGUUUGGUAGUGCUUGGGAAGCAAAAUCCAAAUAGGUUAUGGUGGGAAAAAAAUCCUUCGCGGUAUUAACAUCACACACACACACACACACACUCACUCUAACAUGUAAUAAAUAUAUUUAACCAUGACUGGUGCAUUCUGUAUUGAGGUAUAUUGCCAUAGAUCUCUUAAAAUAUUUUAUAACCCCACUUACUUUUUACAGUGCUGGUGUUAUUAUUAUUGCCCUUUAUAUAGUGCCAACCGAUUCCGUAGCACUUUACAAUAUUAUGAGGGAGGAUUAACUAUAUAAAUAGGACAAUUACAAGAAAACUUACAGGAACAAUAGGUUGAAGAGGACCCUGCUCAAACGAGCUUAAAGUCUUUAUGUGAAUACAAUUUUCUGCUAGGAAUCACUUCUAUAAUUUUACGUCUUUGUAGUGGGACUCUUUCCACCAGCCACUCUUACUGCCCCUUCCCUUGAUAAUAGAGUAGAGCAAUGCUAUAUACAUUGCUCCUUGAGGACACCUUCAGUGGAUGUUACUAAGCCACGAGAGCUGCAUUCUGUUGUGAACCUGCAGUGUAAAGAGUUACCGAUUAGUGCAGCUCAGCGAUUGCCUCACAUGUGCAGUAGGAUAUUUUCCUGAGAAAUCCUGGAAGUUCUUCCUUAACAAUUAAAGGCACUGCAGGUCCCCAUCCCCCUCCCCCCAUCCCAGGUUGCUAAAGGGGUUAAAACCCCUUCAGUGACUUACUUGUAUCCAGCGCUCAUGUCCCUCGGCACUGGGUCAGGCUCCGUCUACGCUCCUCCCCCGCCAACGUCAGCCGGUGGAGGAGAUCUAAUGCGCAUGCGCGGCAACGCGCAUUAGACCUCCCCAUGGGAAAGCAUUAUACAGUGCUUUUCCUCUAGGGGUUUCGGCGAUGCUGGAGGUCCUUACAUAGCGUGAGGAUGUCCAGCAUAUUUAUAACACACUUUUCGUGUUCUAUGAACACGGAAGUGUCCUCUAGUGGCUUUCUAGUAGACAGCCGCUAGAGGAGGACUUAACCCUGCAAGGUAAAUAAUGCAGUUUAUUAAAGGUAUUGCAAAUGGGGUAUGUCCAGUCUUUUUUAGUAGCCAUUUAGUCACAAAAACUGGCCAAAGUUAGCGUUGGUAUUUGUUUGUGUGUGAAAAAUGCAAAAAACGCCAAUUUUGGCCAGUGUUUGUGACUAAGUGGCUACUAAAAAAGACUGGACAUACCCCGUUUGCAAUACCUUGGGUUGUCUACUAUUGCAAAUGGUAUGCCAUCAUAGGGGUAAUUUUCAUUCUUGGGCUUCCAUAGGGUCUCAAAGGCAACGUACCCAAUCUGGCGAAUUUUAAUGUGAAAAAAAUAAAACACAAGCAUUAUAUUUGACGCUGUAUCUUUUGAAAACACCAUAAAACCUGUACAUGAGGGGUACUGUUGUACUCUGGAGACUUCGCUGAACACAAAUAUUUGUGUUUCAAAACAGUAAAAAGUAUCGCAGGAAUAAUAUCGUCUGUGUAAGUGCUGUUUGUGCGUGAAAAAUGCAAAAAAGUCACUUUUACUGGCGAUAUCAUCGUUGUAAUACAUUUUACUGUUUUGAAACACUAAUAUUUGUGUUCAGCGAAGUCCCCCGAGUAGAACAGUACCCCCCCAUGUACAGGUUUUAUGGUGUCUUGGAAAGUUAUAGGGUUAAAUAUAGUGCUAGCAAAUUAAAUUCCCUUUACUUUCGGCAUGGGUUGUCAGGCAGGUCCCGCUAAUUGUAAUUAAUUGAUACCCAAUUAUGUAAAAUUAUUACAUAAAUAUAUAUGUAGAAUUAAUGUGUGUGUGUGUGUGUGUGUGUGUGUGUGUGUGUAUAUAUAUAUAUAUAUAUAUAUAUAUAUAUAUAUAUUUAUUUUUUAUUUAUAUAGGUGUGUGUGUGUGUGUAUAUAUAUAUAUAUAUAUAUAUAUAUAUAUAUAUAUAUAUAUAUAUAUAUAUAUAUAUAUAUAUAUAUAUAUAUAUAUAGUGAUGUAUACUUAUAUAUUAUAUAUAUAUAUAUAUAUAUAUAUAUAUAUAUAUAUAUAUUUUAAUAUCACAAAACAGAACGAAAUAACACAUCUAUAUAUUUUUUAAUUAUUUUUAUUUAUUUUAUUUUUUAACGUAUUUACAUAUUUAAUUUUUUUAUAUAAUAUAUAACAAUAAUUAUAUAUAUAUAUAUAUAUAGAUAUAUGUUUAAUCAGUAUCAGUCUACGUGUAAUUUGAUAUAUAUAUAUAUAUAUAUAUAUAUAUAUAUAUAUAUAUUUAUAUUUCAUUUGUAUACUAUAUAUGGCUUAUCUGAAAAAAUUUAAUAAUUUGUUGUUUUUUUAGUCGGAGGAAGAAUUUCUUCGUGAUCUGGGAAUAGAUGGAAAAGACAUUGAUAUAAAUGAUGAGGAAGAAUCUGAAGAAGAGGAGGAGGUUGACGAAGAAGAGGAAGAGUGCGAAAGUGCCAAGUUUGAGCAGAAGCCAAAGGAGAGCAAAAGAAAAGACAAGGAGAAUGACUCCUUUUCGGACAAGAAGAUUCAUAGUCUUCUAAAAAGUUUGGAGGAGGAGGGUGAGUGACAGGUGGCUGUCCUGCAUAAAGCAUGUGUUUCGUGCCAGUUAUGCAUAAAACUAAACUCUUGUUUUUCAAAGUCCAAUUAAAGGACCACUCCACACACACAACACAUGUAGUGCUUUAUGUCUAUGGAGGAUCUAAUUUUAAUGGCAGGUUGUAUAAAUCACUUAAGAAACACGUCCCUGGCUGUCAGUCAUGGAGAUUUUCCUCCUCCUGAUAGAUCAUGAGCCCACUCCUACAGGUUCUAGUGAGCCUGUCCACAGGGCUCCAUCUUCUCUAUCGUCCUUUGCUCUUGCUGCAACUUCCUACCUGCCCCCUUCCCCUCACACGUGCACUUGUGGCAAUGUCAAGAGGAGGGCUUGCAAAGGUUGAAGAAGAAUUUUUAAACAUACCCCCAAGGCCAAUAUGCAUAACUAAAUAGAGAUCUAUAUUUUAAUUGUUUUAUUAUUAUUAUAUAUAUAUAUUUUUAUAAUCUCCAAAAUCUUACUACUUUUCUUAAGACCAUAGACUGUUUGUUUUUCACUUUUUUACUGAAUGAAUUAUUGUAGAGUGAUAAAAUAAGACUUGAUUCAGUUUGCAUUUAAAAAUGAUCCUUUGUUCUCUGCUUUUGUCUGUUUUUCUUAUUUGGUCUGCCAGGUCUAUCCAGUCCUGUAGUGUGGCUUCAGAAUUGUUUAAACAGAGCUGCAGAGGACAGAGAAGAGGACGGUGAGUUUGGCAUUUACCUAAGAAGAUAUUGUUAAUUAACCAUUGCAAGUUAUUGUAUUUAGUUCACACACUGGUUUUGUAGCUUUAGUGUGAAGUGGUUCAUGGUUCCAGUGACCACUUUCCCACUGGGAAAUCUUCAAUCAGUUUGAGAUUUUUUUCAUUCCAUUGCCAAGUGGCUGAUUUGCAAUAAAAGUCUAACUUCACAAAAUGUAAAUGGCUCCAUAAACAGUCACAUUAUCUUUUGCAAUAACAUUUCUACAAAAUAUAGCUGUAAUUUUCAAGUUAUGUCAGGGAACUAACCAUAAGCUUAGCACUAAGAAGCUCAGCCAACUGUGCGUAAUGGCUAUUUACUAGAUACAGAGAAAUAUAAUACAUUAAGACGUCUGAGUGAGCACACAAGGAGUUCUGUUAGAUUGGCAAACUGCUUCUUUUUCAGACUAAAUCAACUUACUGACAUCACUGGAAAUUAAAAAAAAAACCUCCUAGUGCUAUGUUUAUGGAGUGACCAAUACUUAAUAGCCUUUGCAUCAUUUUUAUAAUGAGUUCAUAAGAAAAUCAUGAUUUCUAUAAUCCAACUGAGGGGAAUACUUAUUAACUAGAUUACUUUUUUUCUUUUUUCAUGUACUAGGUUUUUCUCAGUCAAUUCCCCUUGUGCCUUUAACGGAAGAGAACGAGGAUUCUAUGGAGAAUAAGACAUUCCAAAAGCUACUUAAAAAACUAGGUGUUCGUCCUCCAGCUAAUGAGCAGGUAAUUGCCCUUUAUUGCUGUCAAGGUUUUAUUUACUGUAAAAAUACACUAAAUACUGUAUAUAAUAAACGUGCUGUAAAUUGUUCACUGGUGGUUUCGAACUCAAAGAGAGCAGGUAACCUGUGAAGUUUUGUGUUUUGGGGGUGUACCCUGUCCACAAUUACACACUCUGAUUCCUUCUUGCGUCUGCAAAGCUAGGAAAGCUCCUGUGACAAAGAUGCUGGGCGGUAGUGAGUAUAUCUAGAGACCAGCCCAUGAAUGAAGCUCUGCCCUUUGUCAUGCUUUUGUCAACAGUUAAGUGGUCCCUUGCCAAUAUCUCCGCUACUUGCUUUAUGGUGGUGUUAGUUAUAUAGUUUCCUAGCUCCUUGAAUCAGUAAUGCUUUCUAUAGCCUAUUGGUCAUGUGGCCAAGACCAAUCUUGCAUCUUUAGAGCAACGGAUAAUAAUAAAACCAGAUUCUGUAUACAUGCAUUCAUACAGCCUAUAAGGGAAUUGUUAAAGGGAAGGUGUUUUGUCAGUUAAACAUGUUUUGAUUGAAAGGGUUUCAGUCCGUGAUAUUUCAACUAACUGAAAGAAACUGAGUAAGGAUUAGGAUUAUUGAUGUAGGGUUAUAGCCAGUUAUAGAGAUAUAGGCAAAACUUUAACAUAGAUCUAAAAGGAUGCAGAUAUUUUCAAAAAUUAUAAGCCCAUCUUCUCAGUGUGAGACGUCAGAGAAAGCAUUUCUCUGCCCUGCACGUGAAAGUACUUGCAUGGAGUUUCUUUUAUACAGCUGCCUGGUAAACAAUUCCCUACUUCUUUCUGUCAGGUUUCUUGACCCGUGAUUUCCCUGUGUAUGGACUUUUAAUCCAUUCAUAUAAAAUAUUUAUGGACACAGUGUUUUCAAACUUUCAUCACUGACCACUUGUGUAUCUGCAGGAAUCAUUUUGGCGCAUCCCAGACAAACUGAGCCCUGGACAGCUUCGCAAGAUGGCAGCUUCACUUGAUUACUUACCUCCUGAUAAUGCUGCAGAAACACAGCUGGAGUCUGAAGAUCAGGAUAAAGGCCUAGAACAGCGUGCAGCAGCUUUGCGGGCUCUGUUACUUGCUCGGAAAAAGAAAACUGGAAUAAUGUCACUUGAAGGUAAAAAGGGUUUUCCGGAGACUGAAAGAAGAAAUGUUUACAUUAUUUUAAUGUGAAUAUUUAGCAUUUGUUUUUGUUUUUAAGCAUUUUAAAUGUAUGCCCAUAGCAGGAAUAACUUCCUGUAUUUACAGUAGAUACAUCAUCUUGGUUUAAAAAGAAAUUGUACCCACAUUACAAAAUUAAACAGGAGUGGUAGAUCUGGACCACAUAUAUAAAAUGUACUAAUUAUUAUUUGGGAAAAAAUUAUAUAUGUAUUCUUUAAAACAUUGUUUGAUUUAAGGUGGAUUACUUAAAUAAAAUACAAAAUAUUUCACCAGGAAAGGUCCAUUGAGAUUGUUCUGGUUUCCAAGUACGUCCUGGAGAUGUUACUAUUUAUUUGCCCAACAUCCAGGGGAUGUUAAGAUUACCCAAUUUAAUGGUAUUUCGGAAGGAUGAAGGGCUUAGUCAACCUUGCUGGGAUUUGCACCUGCGACUCAUUGGUCAAACAGAUUCUAGUGAUGAUGCAUUAGCUCAUAGAGCUAUCUCAUAAAAUGCUUCUAAUGAAGCUCCCAUAAGCCUCUUGAGACCUCUAGCAGUUGUAACUGUGGGUAUAGGAAUGAAAUUUAAAAUCACUUUGGGAGAAUAUGUGAAGUGGUUUUGAAAUUGCUCUUUUCCUGAUACAGAAGCCAUAAAUAGGUUCAAGUAGUACAUUGUAUAGAAGACAGAUAUGUCUAAAAUGUACUGUCCCCCGUCACCCAAUAACGCUUUUCACAUAUAAUAAAUUAGCAACGUUUUUGUUUUUGCCAGUUGUUUCUGCAUCUCUUAAAUGCAUACUAAUUUAUUGUGAUGUAACACUCCUAUUUCAGAAAAUGAGGAACAAGAAAAUGAGCCUACAACUGUCCAUUUUGAAACAGAUGACCAAGAUGAGAGGUGAGAAAAUAGGUCCUUAAGGAGUUAUCAUUACUGUCUCUAUACCAGACAUUCAGUUGGCAGUGGAUUUUCUGUCAUCUGCCACAUGUCCUCACAUUUAUUGCAUCACAUCAACUAAGCAAUAUUUUUAAAACCUACUUCAUAAUACAGCCAUGCUGGUAUCAUGAUGCACGGCAACUGUCAUUGGUUACGUUAGCUGAGCAGUAAUAAACAUCAUAAUUUUGCUAUGCAUGGUUUUAUUAAAGACAUGUAGGUGAGAAAUAGUUUUAUGCAAUGCUAUAAAAGGCACUGUGAACAUUCCAAAGUCGUCUUUCUUUGCAAUUGAACUAUAGGUUGAAAUCCAAGGAUUUUAAAUUCAGCAGCAAACUAAACAGAAGAGUCCUUCUUCAAAUCACAUCCAAAGUAAAUUCCAUAGAAGAGCAACAAGAUUUUAAAUUCAGGCAUACUCCAAUGCAAAUGUAAAAGUAAAGAAAAUAAUCCAUAAAAGUUUCAAACUAGGCAAAAAAAAAGAAUGAAAAGGUAUGAUUAGUAAAUAUAAUUGAAUAAAUUGGCAAUAAUAAUGAAAUAAAGUUAUAUGAAAGUAAAUAUCAAUAAAUAGGAAGAAUACAUUAUAUAUAUAUAUAUAUAUAUAUAUAUAUAUAUAUAAUAUAUACAUACAUACAUACAUACAUACAUACACCAGAACAAAUCAACAAACACAAAACGGAGAUGGUAAUAAAAAGAAAGCUAAAAUAUAAAAAUGCUCCAGCAUCGCAAAAUCCUUCAAUUUUGUUACAAGACCCAAUGGGUCAUAUUAUAAAAGUUUAAACCCGCAUAAUAACAGAGGAAGAAACAUUUUGAAUGUUUUUAGUAAAAUUCAUUAAACGUAAAUUAAUUUGACCUGUCAGCAGAUUUCAUAAGAUCUUCCAAUCUACAGCCGAACAAAAAAAAUGAGUGCCACGGCACCACAAGAAGAAUGAGAACCAAAAAAACCCCAUGGUUUUCUAUUUUGUCUAGCUUAUUUAAUCUAGCCAUACCUAGUUGGCAUAAGUUAACAAGCGUUCAUUCAUUUAUUUUAAAAAUGUGGUGCCUUACUUUUUUUUUUUUUUACUUAUGUGUUCAUGUGAUGCUUGAUCUAAGCUGUACACUCUCUCUGCACUUUUUGUGCCUUAUGCAAACACCACAAUAAAAAAGUGAUUGACAAAAAAAAAAUUCAAAUUAAAAGAUGCCUGUCUUGGUAUGACGAAAAUGUGAAAAUGAACUCCUUCAGGAAUGUAAGAAUGGGCAUUCAUAUCAAAAUUUGAGUCUCAUUUACAGGAUAUAAGACACAGUAAGGUAACUAUCAGAACCUUGCUCCCACACCGUGUCUCACUCCACGAGGACGCCGCGUUGGAGCGCGACCCUCCAGACAGCAUGGUCAGCUCAACCACCCACGCCAACUGCUCACAUUCAUAUGAAUGUCACAUCUGUUCGUGCAAACGCCGCUUACCGAACACUGCAACACAGAAGGCAGAGCUCUAUUCAUAUGAACGCGGCCACACAGGAGACAGAGCUUCGGGAGAAUCAAAGGGCACUCACAUUCCUAAACAGGGCUUUUUAAAGGUACAGGAGGUGGAGACCAGGGAAGAGCUACAGUAGACAAGACCACCCACUCUCUUUAUUUAAACUCCACACACCCUUGACUCCUCGCUCAGUUUUACUGUGCUCCUGAUUGUCUAAAGACUUCAGUGACUGACCUGCCAUAUCAUGAUUUUGACCCUUGCUGUACUAUCGCUUCUGAACCUGUGCCGCCUAGCUUGACUUUUGGCUUCCCCAACUUCUCUCUCCGUUUGAUCCUUUUGUACUGCAAACUUAGUCCAUUGCUUUCAGUGCUCCUCUGCAUCUUGGGCUUCUUCUACUAUACAGUGAUCCCGACUUUAAUUUUGCGUAACAUAAGGUCAGACUUACCAGGCGAAGAGUCAAAAAGGGAACUAGAUUCAUGUCUCUGACUUGAUGUCUGGACACUUUAAUUUCCCUUAUCAAUCUGCAAACAUGCGGGUGUUUGCCAGUGGAAACACCAUGAUGGCUGUUGUGACCUACUGUUAUCAUACCAGCCUAUAUAGCUUGAUGGUCCGAUAAACUUAUCUUUUUGAACAAAAGAAAGAUUAAGAUACUGAAAUGAGAUACAGAUCCAGUUCCAUGCAACAACGAGACUAUAAUCUCCAAGCAUUCUGAUUUUCAUGAGGACGUUGUAGCUUUCUCUUGAAGACGUUACUGAUCUUGCAAAGUCUCCUGAUAAGAGCCAGGCCAUGUGCUGAAGAAUAUUCUCAUGAAUCCAUGCAUGUAGUUUUAGGUCUGGGUUGGAUAGUAAACAAAGAGUUUGAGGAAAAUGUUUUGGAUAAUCCAUGCCAAUUCCAGAAGAUGUGACCAGCAUGGUUACAUCUGACAGACCUGAAUCAAUGAUGGACAUGUAUAAUUUUGGUUUCCAGACCAAUCCUGAAAACUGUUCAUUGCUUUCACUGCUGAGUCUGGUCUCCAGCUGUAAAAUCAAGCAUUGAGUCUGGAGGCAAAUAAAAGGACCCCAUACAUUUAAAAAAUUUCUGCAGUUUGAAAGAAAUUUUGAAUUCUAAUCUGACAUUGUGUCAACCCUGGAAUAUAUUCUGCCUGUACAAUAGUAGUUCCUUUCCAAACAUAUCCAGCAUUCCUUUAAAAUUAAAUCCUCUCCUACUGAGUCCUUCCUAGAUGGAUGACGUAAUGAACCGCAGAGAGAGUUCCAUUCUCAAAAGAAUGCAACAAUUCAUUUGUCUUUGUUAAAAUUCUUUAAUAAAAAUGACCCUGUCAGAAGUUCUAGGCAAUUGUUGUGGAGUUGAAGUUCUUGAUCGGACCUUUCCACGCUUCUAUAUGUCAUAGCCACCAAUGCAGAUCUUCCUUAAAUUUCCAAUCUAAAGGAAUGGGGUCAGAAUACAAUCAACCACUGUGAAGAUGUUUUAAAUAAUUUUCAGACAUUGUAAUGCUCUGUUAAAACAAAAAAGGGGGUAGGGGGAGUGAUCAAUUCUAUCCAUGCAGAUCUUGCCUUCAUUAGUGAUUUCUACAGAUGUGGAAAAGGUGUUUGAUAGUGUGGAUUGGUCUUAUUAUUCCCGAUGCUACAGCAGGUAGGCCUCUGGCCGAAUAUGCUGACAUGGAUAAAAGCCCUCUACUCUAACCCAUCGGUACGAGUAUAUGUCAACGGAGUCCUUAGUAAAGCCUUUUGCAAUCAGAAAUGGCUCUCGUCAGGGUACCUUCUAUCGCCCCUGUUUUUUUUUUUUUUCUCAGACUAGAACCAUUCUUGAAUGUGAUCCGCGAGCACUCUCAAAUCGCUGGCAAUAGCAGGAAGUGGGGAGAGAGUUGAAAUUCCGCAUAUGAGAGAGAUCUCAUAUUUUCAGUAACAAAUCUGGCCACCUCAUUAUUUGCCAUAAUGGAGUUUGAAUGUUAUGGUCCUCUUUCAAAUCUGAAUAUUAACUGGGCAUCGGCUGCAAUCGUACAUUGAUAACAACCCUUAAACAUGCAUUCCCCCUCUAGUUGUGUAAGGAAGUAAUAUAAAGUACCUCGGAGUCUGGCUCAUGGCUGAUCUUACUCUCAUAUUGCUCCUCAAUUUUCCGCCCCUUCUGGGCAAGGGACUUGCGUGCUUGGUCACUUCUUCAUAUUUCCUGGCUUGGUAAGGUAAAUGUUCUCAAGAUAAAUGUACUGCCUUGCUACUUAUAUUUAUUACAGACCCUCCCAGUCAUUGUCCUCCAGGCCUUUUUUGACCAAAUUUGUAGGACAUUCAUAGAUUACAUAUGGUGUCACUGGUACAAAUAAAAGCACGCUCUUAACUAAACCACGGUCUUAACUACGCUCUCUCACAUACCCCUGCGUUAAAAUCCUCAAAAAUUCACCUUACUAAACACAACUUUAUCCAUAUAAAUUUGAAAAAUUGUAAAAGUCAGUUGUUGUUUUUUUCCACUUAACUACUUUGGCCUAUAGUUAGAAAUUUUAUUCUAAGCUCUUCAUAAAUCCUGGUACAAGUGAAAAAAAAAAAAUACUGUUAGUCUUUACAUCUUUAAAUGUUUACUGUAUUUUUUUUCUUGCAUAUACAUUUAGUGCUGUCUUUUGUUUGAAUAUUUUUUCUUCUUCCAGUGUGUUUUUUUUGUUGUUUUUUUUCUUCAAAUUUUAUUGAUUUAAUUAUUUGUAGACCAAAGAGAGUGAUGAAACGAAGCCAUGUGGUAGACAGUGACGAUGAGGAACUAGUAAUUAAUGAAGGUUUGUUUUACACUUUUUUUUUUUUUUUGGUCUCAUACAUACGAUUAAUUUUUAGCUUUGAGUAAAUAUUAGUAGGUGUUUAUUUUGUAUGCUGAUCGCACUUAUUCUGUUUUAGAACUGAAAGAAACUGACCAGCAGCUAUUAGAUACCUCUUCUGAAAACAAACCUAAAAGUAAUAGGUAAUUCUUCUUUGAUUGUUGAGAUGUUCUAUGGAAAUAAUCUUGUAGUGCUACUAUGAAGGGAAUUAAUGUAAUGUAAUGGAUUGUGUGGAGGAGAUCCGUCUGAUGGAAGACCAGACUGCUGCUUUACAAAGUAGGACAUGUCCUCCACACAUGGGAUUUCUCAGUUCAAUCUUGGCACUCUGUCAUGAUCCCUCUGUUUACAUGCAUGCAUGAUAAUAUAAAUAUAUAUAUAUAUAUAUAUUUUUUUUUUUUUUUAAGUAGCGUUGUAAGCACCAAAGCUAAUACAGUCUAUGAUAGUGGUUAUAGUGCUAGUAGGAUGUAGGAGAAAUCACCUGGUUGUGGCAUACCAUUUUAAAUGGUUUGACAAAAGAAAACUAGGCUCAUCAAAGUACCUAUGGCUAGCCACUCUCUUUGCUGUCUGUAUUGCUUAACUCAACAAUGGGCUGCAGUGGUUAUGGUGCAAAAACUUUUUUUUUUUUUUCUUCUUGGUGUUUAUUAGGUCUGCAAAGAAAUGUUAACUUUUAUGCCAAAUUGGGAGGGGGGUCAGCCUUUUUCCAGCUUAACUAGAUUGGCAUUAAAUAAGCAAUUUCCUUGUAAAUUAAUCACAACCCUGGUACAUUAAAUAAAUUCCCACUUUGUUAGUCUUUACUUCUUCAAAUGUUUACUGUAUUUUUUAGAGCUGUGUUUUUUGUUUGAAUAUUUUCUUCUUCCCAAUUUUUCUUUUUUAUAUUCAUUGAUUUAAUUUUUGUAGACCAAAGAGAGUGUUUAAACGAACGCAUGUGGUGGACAGUGAGGAUGAGGAACUAGUAAUUAAUGAAGGUUUGUUCUACACUUUUUUUUUUUUUUGGUCUCAUACAUACGAUUAAUUUUUAGCUUUGAGUAAAUAUUAGUAGGUGUUUAUUUUGUAUGCUGAUCGCACUUAUUCUGUUUUAGAACUGAAAGAAACUGACCAGCAGCUAUUAGAUACCUCUUCUGAAAACAAACCUAAAAGUAAUAGGUAAUUCUUCUUUGAUUGUUGAAAUGUUCUAUAGACUUAUCUUGUAGCACUUGUAUGCAGGGAAUUAAUGUAUGUAUUUUUAUUUAGACCAAAAGUAAAAAGAAGCAAACUGGUUGACAGUGAUGAUGAAGAUGAUCUAGCAACAGAAAGUCAAGGUUUGUUUUAGAACAUUUGAAUAUCCAUCUCUUCAUCUCUGUACCUAGAUACAUAUCCCCCUCCCGUACCUUUAUUGCAAGGUCUCUGACCCUCACAUCUCUUUAUUCAACAGCCUGAUUCCCCAACUUUGCAAGCCCAUUACUUCUGUGAGCAAGCCUGAUGCUCAGCCUCCCCUCCCCACACCAUCCCAUCCCAUGCUCAUUAUUACAUUUAUAGAUUGUCACACCCACAUUGUAGUUAGAUUUAAAAAAAAAAAAAAACGAAAAAAAAUGCCUCUUAUUAGUACACUCCAGCACUUUCUUAACCCAUAAAACAUAUUUUUCCUACCUUCACCUGCUCUUAAUAUUCAAAUUUUUUCCCAUUUUUAUUUUUCACAGUUUAGCAAUGAUCUGUUUUCUCCUCCUCUUUAUUUCCUCAGUCUCCCUUAGUAAAAAAAAAUCUCUCCUUACACCCACUUCACUCAUCCCCCCAUCCACAUUUAAAUAUGCUCCUCUCUGCUACACCCCCCCCCCUUCUCUCAUCUCAUGCAUUAAACUCAUUUUUCUACUCUCUCACUCCGACCCACAAUCUAUCUCAUCCUAGACCCCAUGCAUACAAAACCUAUUCACACCUCCUGUCACUUUCUCUCUUCCUGCUUCUAGCAGCUGGUGAUAUCUCUCCCAAUUCAGGGCCCUUCACCUUCUCUACACACACUAAGACAACCAGAAACCCCGCAAACCUCAUCAUAAUAUCCUGCCCUUUACCCUCACUUGCCAAAAUUCAGUGUGCACUCUGGAAUGCCCGCUCCAUCUGCAGUAAUUUAAAAUCAACAACCAUACACUACUUUUUCAUCUCAAACUCACUCACACUGCUUGCACUUACAGAGACCUGGCUGUCCCCCUCUGAUAGCGCUACUCCUGCCUCUUUAUGUUUUGGUGGGCUACAAUUCUCUCACACUCCCAGACUCAACUGUAAAGGAGGCGGCAUAGGCAUCCUUCUCUCCCCUCAAUGUACCUUUCAACAAAUCAUAUCUCCCCCUGCCCUAUCCUUUUCUUUUGAAGUUCACACUGUCCGCCUAUUUAAACCCACUCCUUUAAGAAUUGCUAUCAUGAGACUUUGCAACUCCCUUCACUGACAAGAUCUCUACAAUCAGAGAAAAGAUCUCUCAUCUUUCUUCUUCCCCUUACAAUACUUCCCCUAACUUCACUCCCUCUGCUGUUCAUUCGCACCCGCUACAUUGGAAGAGGUUUCUGCUCUGCUCCAGUCCUCCCGCCCCACCACCUGCUCCUUAGAUCCAAUUCCCUCGCAUCUCAUCCGUACUCUGUCUUCUUCUCUUUCUCCACAUCUCACUAAAAUUCUCAAUCUCUCUCUCCCCUCUGGUAUAUUUCCAUCGCCCUUCAAACAUGCAACUGGAAGCCCAACCUUGACUCCCCAUCCAACUAUCGUCCUAUCUCGCUACUGCCUUUUGCAUCCAAGAUCCUUGAAAUAAUUGUGUAUGUGAGAUUGACAGACUUCCUUGAGUACAACUCUCUGCUAGACCCGCUUCAGUCUGGUUAAAAACUCUGUGGAAACGGCACUGACCAAAGUAUCCAAUGAUCUACUCGCUGAAAAAUCUCGUGGUCACUACUCUAUCCUAAUUCUCCUUGACCUGUCUGCGGCUUUUGACACUGUUGAUCAUCAACAGCUUCUCAUCCUCCGCAAUAUCGGUCUGCAAGAUAUUGCUCUCUCCUGGUGCUGCUCCUACCUCUCCCAGCGCUCUUUCAGUGUUUCUUUUUCUGGCUCUGCUUCUUCUCCCCAACUCCUCUCUGUUGGUGUCCCCCAAGGUUCAGUCCUUGGUCCCCUACUGUUCUCCAUCAUCUAUACUGCCUCCCUUGGUAAACUCAUUAGCUCCUUUGGCUUCCAAUAUAAUUUCUAUGCAGAUGACACGCAAAUCUACCUGUUCCCUCCUGAUCUCUCCCCUUCCCUCUUGACUAGUGCCUCUGACUGCCUCUGCUAUUUAUAACUGGAUGGCUGCCCACUUCCUUAAACUCAACUUGACCAAAACUGAAAUUCUGGGUCUUUCCUCUCUCAAGUGUUGUUACUCCUGUGUCGGUCUCCCUCCAAGUCAGCGGUGAUACCAUCAACUCCACCACGCAGGCUCGCUGCCUAGGUCUUCUCUUUGACUCCGACCUCUCCUUCAAGCCUCAUGUUCAGUCUAUCGCCAAAUCCUGUCAUUUCCAUCUCAAAAACAUUGCGCGCAUCCACCCUACUUAACGCCUUUCUCGCCUUGUCUACUGUAAUCUGCUUCUCAGUGGUCUUACGUGCUCCCAACUUGCGCCAUUACAGUCCAUAAUGAAUGCGGCGGCGAGGCUCAUCUUCCUGUCUGCCUGCACCUCCCAUGCCUCACCCUUCUGUCAGUCCCUACAUUGGCUUCCUAUAAAAUAUAGAGCUCAAUUUAAAAUUCUGGUUCUUGCUUUUAAAUCGCUACAUAAUGCUGCUCCCUCCUCUCUAUCCUCCCUUAUACGCAAGUAUGUCCCGUCUAGGCCCUUACGAUCUGCUGAAGACUUACGUCUAUCUUCUGUCCGUACUCCCACCUCUGAUGCUCGCCUUCAAGAUUUCUCGAGGGCUGCACCGUUCCUGUGGAACUCACUUCCCUCCUCAGUUAGAUGCUCACCGAGUCUCCCCUCCUUCAAAAAAUCAUUAAAAACCCACUUCUUCAUAAAAGCGUAUCAAUUAAACUGUUAAUAGCUCCCUAAUGAUUCCUCUUCUGCAACUGUCACUAGUCUAAUACUAUCCUUACCUUUUUGUGUCAUUUUACCCCACUCCCUCUAGCAUGUAAGCUCAUUGAGCAGGGCCUUCAACCCCUCUGUUCCUGUGUGUCCAACUUGUCUGGUUACAGCUACAUGUCUGUUCAUCUACCCAUUGUAAAGUCCUGCAGAAUUUGAUGGCGCUAUAUAAAUAAUAAUAAUAUAUUUAUGUUUAAUGUUGCACUUUUGAAGGAAGGAUGUGCAAAGCACUAACCUUGUCAUUUUUAUUCAUAUUUGUUUUAGGAGAAGCUUCAAUGAAGCUUGGUCACACAGGAGCAGGGUCUGAUUCAGAGAUGGAGGAAGACAUUAAACCAACAAAAAAGAAACGUCUCCGUAUAGAGGAUGAAGAAGAGGACUAAUGCUGGAUGCCUUUAAGUGUUUUUAGGUUUCCUGCCUUAAUAACCUUUUAAACACUGUCACGGCUGAUAACUUACAGGAUAGCUGUCGUCAAAUUUUCACUUGUUUUUUAAAAAAGUUUAUUACAUUUAAUUAAACUUUAUUUAUUUUUUCUUAAAAUGUAUUUAUAUUGGUGGGAUUUUUUUGUGUGUUAAAUACAAUGUAACUUUUUUCAUCUGGCUGAGCAGUCAUGUUGGAUCAGACUCUACUGUUAUCUGUCAAACUGCUGCUCCACCUAAUUUGUCUGCUGCCGCAGUUUCACACAGAGCAGUCGCAACAGGCAAGUGAGGUGGAGCUGCAGAUGGUCACAUAACAGCCAGAUAAAGUGAAAUUGUCUCAGAAAAGUCAAUCUACAUCAUUUAAGUUUCAUUUAGGGUAAUAAGACUUUUAAAUAAUUUGGAAGUGAAAAUUUGAUGACACUUGUCCUUUAAUUUAACCAGAUCUCCAUCUGUGCCAGUGAAUAUGCCUUGUUUUUUUGGCUGAGCUAUAACCCUGCUCUUGUCUGAUUUAUUUUGCGUAUAAGGAAAGCUGGUUGACUGAGGGUUUUAAAAACAUUCACGGUCAGCCUGUGACAUCAAUUUGUCCAUUGUUCUAACAAACUGCAAUUAAAAGAUGACUUGUUUUUUGGGGGGGUAUGGGAAUUGUCUGUACUGUUCAGCUAGAGUUUAUAUAUGUAGCAUAUAGUAUAUAAAAUAAAUGUAUGUAUAAAACUGUGUGUUUCAAGCAAUUAUUUGUUAGAAAUGUCUGCCAUACUGAUUGUGUUGGGGCAGGUAGCACAUUAUAUGUGAAUAGCUGAAGUAAUGUCCGUGUUAUAAAGUGUUGAUUUGUGGUAGAAAAAUGUUUCAGUGGGGGCCUGUAUGUGAUCGCAAAAUCGAAGGUAAACAGAUGGGUAUGAUAGAAAAACAAAGCAUCUAUGACUUUUGAAUAUCGAUAAAUGGUGCUCCUAGUCAUUUACUCAGUCUCAAGACUCUCAACCCGCAAGAUCUCCGACUCUGAUCUCACCUUUAUUAUGAACAUUCAGUCA
This is a messenger RNA of Pelobates cultripes (western spadefoot toad), 74432 nucleotides long. The record is from the annotation of a GenBank genome assembly. NCBI's taxonomy places the organism in Eukaryota, Metazoa, Chordata, Amphibia, Anura, Pelobatidae.